GACAAGCACUGCCCCCUGUGAAAUUCCUGACUGCAAGGGUGAUUCCUACGGUUACCAAGGGCUGCCUCCUACUGUAGCCUACCGUGUGCUCUGGGGCAAACUAUUUUAUAACCUCUGGAUAAAUGAUCAACUCCUCGGAAUGAUAUCUCCGCCGAUAAAGGGUGAGUUAUGGUUUAAUAUGCAGGAGAUAGUGUCGCUUAUAUGUAUUCUGCAGAUGUUAGUGUGCGGGCUCAGUAGAGUGGGAAGCUGACAGGCUAUAUGUCCUGUCUUGGCUCGUUAAGCCUGCAAAAAUGUACAUUACCGUGUCUGGGUGUUUAUGAACACAAAACUAAGGCUGUUGAUCAGCCAAAUGUGCGUUUUUUAAGACAAGACUUGGGAACACGCCCUUGCUGUCUUGCCUACCUGUAUGAAAGGGAUUGCUUUCAACUUCAAACUGCGGACACAAACCGACACAGGGAAAGUAAACGGGGAUUGUUAAUUUUUCCUCACAGUUUCGAGUUCAUUGUGUUGUUGUUUCUGUUAGAAAUGCGUCUCCAAAAACGCCUCUCUCAACCAGAGAGUCACAGAGCCACAGUGAGAAAAGUCAACUAUGUUUCAUACGGUUGACUUGGUCCGCAUUACCUCGGCUGGUGCACCGCAGCUCAGCUGUAGAUUGUAACCUGCGGCGGCAGAGUUCUCGCGGAUGGAUACCUUGCAGCAGUCCCAACCACUUAAAACAACCAGAAAAAUAGAUAAAACGCUAUUCUUAUUCGUUUUGGUGUUUCAUGUAGCCACACACAUAUGCCACCGAUGAGGGAGAGUAAGAGGGGGGGUUUCCGAGGCCACGGUGAAACCAGGGAGUUUCCUGCCUGUAGGUCCGCCAGCCUGUCGGGUCACAGGUAGGGGUUGGGCGGGUAAACCUGUCCUGGAGCUCCACCAAACAGGGGUGACCACCGGUAAAGUUAGCCGUUUGUUCAGGAUCAGCCAGUCUUUAUUUUUGCUUUUGAAAAAUACAAUAUUUAGAUUUUCUAUUAAAUGCCACGAAACAGGGCCCAUGUAGCUGCUUUUUUGAUUAAACAUACUAUAGGAUGUUAAAAAAGGUAUCAUAAAAUAGUAACCGCCAUUUUAUAUGGGUUAAAAUUCCUAAGCAGGUGCUUCUAUAGCACGUGCUCAGAAUGGUGACCGUUAACUGAUUUGAAUUUGAAUUAUGUUUAAUAUAAGGACAAAAACCCUACAUAACCUCAUUACCAACAUAUGUCAAGUUAUUGUGUGAAUAUUUGGCCAAUUAUUAAUUCCUAUAAUGAUUAAACUGGUUAUAAUCUUCACAAUCAAUCAUUUAGGUUGCCUAGUGUGUCAAUGUAAGCACACAGCAAAGGCCUUCAACAUGAUUGAAAUUCCCAACUUAUAACACAGCAUAAUACAUUCAUGCUAUAUUCCUUGUCCCUCCUUUGACGUCUUUUUUUGGCAGAGCUCGAUAUAAAAAAUUCAGGCAGUGCACAAGAUAAAAAUGUCCCUUUUUUGUUUGAUACUGUUAAAGUACUCUUGCAACUUUACUGGUAGCCCAUCUACUCCUCUCCCAUUAAAAAAGAAAAAAAGAGACUGAAAUCUUUCACUUUAUCUUCAGUCUGUGUUGCAAGAAGCUGCUGGGCAACAUACUCUGACAUUGUUUGAGCCCAGUUUGACAUAAAUAAUGACAACAACUGCUCCCUCCUAUCAUAAAUAAUGCAGGACCCUUGGUAUCAUAAAACCAGAAAUGCUCUGGAAGUUUGAGGGUUGCACUCCUAUCACAUUUCUGAUAUUCUUCUUCACUUUCAUUCCUCAGAAGAUUGGUUUUGUUUUUUUGGAGACAGCUGAAGAGGAAUACGGUGACUUCUAUUUCAGAGCUGUCACAACAUGUAUGUUGAAAGCAGUAAAAACAUACAGGGUUCUCAGUCUUUGUUAGUCUUCUAACUUCUAGUAGAAGUCAGAAAAGUUAAUCUCCUGAACGUCAACAUGUCAGUGUUGCUUUUUCCCUGUUCUGCCUGUUAACUCUGGGAUUUCCUGACUAGAUACAAGCUUGUUCUUGUGUUGUUCAACUUCAGCAGAGGCAUGAUUGGAUUAUUUAGUAUGGCAUGAGAUUAAACGGUGAUAUCCCUGGGGGCAUGACAAGAGACAGCGCUAUCACUGUCAUAAAAUAUGGAAUUUAAUCCCACAUCAGAGGAGACAGAGGUGCUGUAGAGUCAGGGGUGAGUAUUGAAACCAGAGUAAACAGAAUUUAGAUUCGUUAAGUGUGGUUCACAGGUAUUUUAUGUUAACAUUAUUGUGCUAUUAUGCCACUUGAUGAAUAUGAGCUAUACUAUAUCUAGUACAAAAUCCUCAAAUGUUUCCUUAUUCACAUAUCAGAGUCCAGAGCAGGAUUAGAUGUGCUUUCGGCCUUGCACAAAAACAGGUCUGGUCAUCUUUUCAUUGUUUGUUACAAUUUUAGGGGACUAAUUUCACAAGUAAUGAGUUCUGAAUGUAUUGAGUUGAGAUGCACAAGUAUGUCAGUUGAAUAUUGGUGUUGACUGAUAUUGGCCCUUUGGCAAAACAUCGGCCAUUGUCAAAUAAUGUGACAAGAAUAAAUGUCAGCGGCCAAUGUGUAGCUGUUGUCUCACAUCAGUUCUUUGGCCAUUAGUUAAAUUGUCAUCAUAGACACCAGAAUCCAAGUGGACCCUGAUUAUCCCAACCAGUCCAUCCUUAAUAUUGGUGCUGGAUGAGAAUUGGGGGUUUAUUCCAGCAACAGGUGGGUCUGGUAUCGGAUGACUGGAAGUUUGGCAUAUAUUUCCAAAAUGGUGAACGCAAUAUUGAGAAAGUGUGCUUUUCAAGUACAGAACCUGCCUGAAAACCCUCAGAUUUUAAGGUUUCUUCAAUAUUAAAGCCAUGCUGUUACAGUUUUCUUAACAGCUGUGAUUGGUUAAUAAAGAGCACUUGUUAAAAGAGAAUUCGGCAUGCUUUGACAGCACCAGCCUAUCAAACCAACGGUGGAGCAGGAGACUGAAAGUGUAAGUCUUGUGUGUGAUUCAAGACAAUGCCAUUAACAGCUUUGUCACGAGGAAUCCACCUUUUGUGAGCUCAUGACUAACAAAUAGAUAACCCCACUCCAGCUCGUGCAGCCAUCAACAGCUGGUUUACUGACUGACUGCUCAGGAUCUGCUCUUUGUUGUUGCCUAGUAACAGAAGCACAAAUAUGCAACAGGUAAAGGCUAAACGUGAGAUAUAAGGCUCUGAGUCUCUUUCAGUUGGACGUGCCAUACCUCUAAUUCAGAGCAGAUAGAAACUGAUAGCCCGCUGUUAACAGCCGCUUUAUUCAAUAACAAACACGUAUGAUAAAUAACCAGUCGCUAUGCCUUCUCUUUUUUCUUUAUGCGUCUCCAUGGAGGGUUUAAAUCCGGUGACACUCAGGAAUGUAGAUUGAAUUCCUCUGAAUUAAUGACCCUCAUUGGCUCAGUCAUCGACAGCAACACAGCCAGCAUGUGACCCCACCAGACUUCCACUUUGGCUUGUUUUAACGUUCUCUCGUGUCCCGGCACGUCUUGUGACUCCCGCCGUGACAGAGCUAUACGCUAGCUCCGGAGCUAAUGUGAAGUCAUUACUUUGCAUGAGCUGUUUCGUCUCUGAUUUAGGCGCGAUGCAGAGGCAUGAAGGUGUCACGAUGAGGACGAGUGUACAGAGGCAGGUGAUGUUUUUCUGGAGCAGAGAAGUUUGACAGAUUAUGUGAAAAGUCUGUUCAAAUCUCACAGACUGUUUUUCUAGAAUAUGCUAAUUAUGUGUUAAUCCCUAAUUAUGCAUGUAAACCCAUCAUCUCAUGUUAGGGAGCUUUUCCACUGAGUAAACACAGGUCAUAUACACCAUUAGCUCUUAAUACACAUGAGCUUUUAAUGGCAUCUUUGCUCAAACUGGCCCUACUCCAAGACCACGUGUCGUCUACAAAUUCAGCGCUGAUGAUUUCAAUCAGCGGGGCGAACAUUUGUGUCUUUUUUUUUCACCAUGAUUUGGUGGGCUAAAUACUUUUUCAAAGCGGAGAUUUUCUACAGCAGAUCAGUGUAAAAUCUCCAGCGCAGGGUUUUUGAUUUCAGGAUUAAUCACUGCUGAGUGUGAAUGAGCUACAGGAGGCUUUCAUUUGUAUUCUGUAUCAAAAGGAGUUCUGGAUGAAUAGCCUGCAUGAAAGGAGCGUUUGAAUGAAAACAUAAUGGAUCAUCUUAUCUGCUUCAUUAGAUGCUUAAUUUGCCGCUUCACAGGGAAAGUGGAAGCACUCGUUCUGCCUUGCUUGACUCAAUAAGUGUGUCUUUAGUGCAGCCAUUUUUAGAAGUUCAGGUUAGGUUGCAAGGCGGCGCCUCAUUGGUUCGGUUAUUGCAGAAAGUUACUUCACUGGACAUUGGUGCACCUGCUUCUUUGGUGUGUUCAGGAGUUCAUGAGUAUGUUGCAGGGUCACUAAGUCCAGUAGGUUCUGAGUAAGCUGUGAACUUCUCAGGAGUUUCCCUUAACAGCUCCAGAAAGGUCAGCCUCAUAAAUUACACUUAAUCAGCUCAAGCUGCAGCUGUGUGAGUUCAGAGCAUCGACACUCUAAACAACCCCAAACCUUGUUUACCGGUUCUUUCCUUUUCCAGCAAACGAGGAGACGUCUGAUGAGAACACCACCGCUUAAUGCAGGAAAGAAACAGAUAAGAUGUGUCAUGUUGCGUUGUUUGCAUUAUAACUCUUGCAAAUGAGACGCUUUUCCAGGAAAUGUUAUCAGGCGUCCAAACCACAGAGAUUUUCUUAAGAAAAAGGACAUACCGUGCAUUUUUAUGAGCGAACUAGAGCAUGUUUUCUUCGCAUGCAAAUGUGAACAACAAUGUUUGAGAUCUUGUGUUACAUACUGGCACAACCAGGCUGUCAUAUUGUCAGUGUCUCUGUGUUGUCACUUGAACUGUUGAUUACAGAGUCUCUCAGAUGCUGACGCUCCUACAGGUUGUGACGCGGAGGCUGCAGCCGUGCAGCGCUGAUUUGUUUGCAGCAGCUGACAGCAGAUGUCUCGUGGCUCUGCUGUAACUUUGCUGGAGCUCUGUGCGCACAGAUGAAAGUCUUUUUCUUGAGCUGUUUGUGCAAGGUUGUUUGUUUGCAUUCCCAGUCAAGGCUUCUGGAUAUUUACUCUGUUGUUGUUUUCCUGAAUCUAUGCCCAGGUUGUUACACCUGUUUGCUUGUGAGUAUCAGUUUUUGCCUUCAUAGUUUAUUUCCAGAAGUCUCUUUUUAUCCCAAGUGUUAUGCUUUAAUGAAAACACCAGGUGCUGGGUUAGCUAAAGGAAUUCGGGAUGAAACUGGCAAACACAAGUUUCCCUGAGCAAUGAUUUAUGUUCACAAAAGGAGAAAACAGGAGCCUACAGUGAUGCUAUGAUCAUUUUGCUCUUCUGCCUCACUCGCUCCUUGCCGUCAGUGCUUGCCAGGACAAACAGACAAGCCGGCAGCUCAUCAGGAGGGGGUUUGGAUUACUGUGAAGAAUCUACUCUAGCUCCCCUCCCUUUCAGAGCAGCGGGGAUUCCUGUUACCGCUCUUCUGGACUCUCCCGGCAAACUUGAAGUGGUUCCGCUCACCCAUUUACUCUGGCACGGCAACGACAGAAACCACAUGUGAGAACGACCGCAUAUCCUGUUUCACUCCGAUUCAGACCUCAGAGCCCUGGCUGCGGUGCUGGUGACUGUGUGCAGGGACCGUACUGUAUGGUAAGCGUAGCGUGAAGUAUCUGGAAUAGUCUGAGAGGAUGUUUGGAGGUUAGAUUUUGCGAGAAAAGGCUCAGACACAGGAAGUAAUUGAUCCGCCUUUAACCUUGGUGCUCUCCUGAUGUGUAGUGCCACUCCUCUUGUUUGACCUGAUUAAUCCCCCAAUUACCCACGUGCCUUUGCUUUGAGAGGAUUUCAAAAGGUGAUUGUAUCCGGCUUGCUUUGUGGCCACCUGCAGAUUUCUUUAGUAGAGCAUCACCAAUGCCAGAUUACUGUCAUCCUGGUGUAGAUCUACAGAGGUUGGAUAUUCUUGUUCUGUACCUUCUAGAAAUUACAGUAAAAUCUGUUGUCUGAGUCGCACAAGUAUAAAAAAUUUAGUCUAUUUUUAUGGGGCUUGAAGAGUGAAAAAGGCUUGAAUUAUAUUACAGAGGGACCUCUGUUGUGUUCAGUAAUGUGCUAUUUUUAUGCAGAUGUGUAGCUCUUUCUGGUAGGGGUGGCUGUGAUUCAGGGGUAGAAGGUCAAGGGUUUGAUCCCAGGUCCUGCUAUUCAUAUAUGAAUGCAUGAUGACCAAAUGGGCUAGGGUUGCAGAGGGGAAACAUUUCCAGAAACUUUUCAUGGGAAGUUAAGCUGGGGAAUUUGGGAAAGAUUCCAAAUUGGAAACUGUCCAUGGGAAUAAUGGGAAUUAAUGGGUCUUCAAAAUGUUUGACAAUUGAUGUAUAAAUUAUUGUAUGGUUACAGAAAACCAUCUUGCAGGAGUCAGAAGAAACAGCAUCACAUUCGAGGUAGCUACCACCACCAUGAUAGCCAAGAUUAUGCUACAAGAUACAAAACCCAAUUCCAUUUAAGUUGGGAAAUUGUGAUAAACUUAAAUAAAAACAGAAUACAAUGAUUUGCAAAUCCUUUUCAACCGAGAUUCAAUUGAACACACUACAAAGACAAGAUAUUUAAUGUUCAAACUCAUAAACUUAAUUUUUUUUGCAAAUAAUAAUUAACUUUAGAAAUUGAUGGCAGCAACACGUGACAAAGAAGUUGGGAAAGGUGGCAAAAAAUACUGAGAAAUUUGAGGAAUGCUCAUCAAACACCUAUUUGGAACAUCCCACAGGUGAGCAGGCUAAUUGGGAACAGGUGGGUGCCAUGAUUGGGUAUAAAAGCAGCUUCCCCAAAAAUUCUCAGUCAUUCACAAGCAAGGAUGGGACAAUGUUCACCACUUAUUAUGCAUUAUGAAGCAUAAAAUAUGACAACGGAGACCCCGGACUGUUGAACAACUAAAGCAUCAGGCAAAAAUGAGAAAGAAUUCCACCUUCAAAGCUUCAACAAUUAGUCUCUUCAGUUCCCAAAUGUUUAUUGAGUGUUGUUAAAAGGAAAAAUGAUGUAACACAGUGGUAAACAUGCCCCUGUCCCAACUACUUUGGCAUGUUGCAGCCAUGAAAUUCUGAGUUAAUUAUUAUUUACAAAAAAAAAGAAAUAAAGUUCAUGAGUUUGAACAUUAUAUAUCUUGUCUUUGUAGUGUAUUCGAUUGAAUAUUGGUUGAAAAGGAUUUGAAAAUCAUUGUAUUCUGUUUUUAUUUAAGUUUAUCACAAUUUUCCAAUUUACUUCAAUGGAACUGGGUUUUGUAUGUUCCCCAACUAUAUUUAAGUUCCCUGUUGAGGGCCAACCUUCAAUUUUGUGAAUUUCAGAUAUAUUCCUGUUAAUUAUCACAGAAAGUUUCCAACUUUAAAGUUCUUGAAAUUUUGCAACCCUAAGCUAGUGCAUGCAUGAAAGUUGUUCAUGACAACACUCUCUGUAAGAAGGCCCUGUCUCAGUUCAAGUUUGGUGUAGAGGUAAGGCAGCUGGCUAUGAGACUUGGGAGAACCAGUUAUGGUAGGAUUUGUCACCAUGUUAGGAUGAUUCAGACAUUUAAAAACAGUUUGCAGAGCGAGCAAGUAUGCCGUUGCGCAACCUUCAAAGCAUUUCCAAGACUCUGUGACAAUCACACAGGCAUGCAUCAACACACUUACACAUGCGGCAGAGUCACACACAGAUGUGCCGACACUACACUCCUCCUCAGAACUGGGUCAAACUAGAUGUUUUGUGCCACAGAGUAUUUUUGGACGUGGUGAUUUGUGUUUCCCUCUAAGUGGCAGAUAAGAAUUGCAGCUCAGGCUCUAAAGCUGGCUCUUUUUCCUGGAGUUGUGAAUGCAGUAAAGCGGGGCCGUCCUGUGAGGGAGUCAGCCUGCUCGGUUUCUCACCACCUUUAAGGCGACUGGAGUCAUAAAUCAGCUGUAAAUCUUUGUGUUUGUGCUUCGAGGCUGGCCUGGGAGUUUCAGUGCAGGUUUCGAUCGGGAGGCGGGUUGCAGACUGUCAGGACAAAGUGCUGGUAUGAGGGAAAAGAUAGUGGAGGGGUUUAAACACUUAAGAAGAGAGUCAAUGAUUUAAACCAUCAGACAAGAAGACCCCGAGAAGACUCCCUUUUUGACACAGUUACCCCUGCAGUCCUGUUUUUUAGCCACAUUAUUCUACGAAGAGCCUUGCAGGUCAAACUGUACAUGCUCAGAGUUGAAAACUUUCGCCUAGAGUCAAAUUAUCAGUCGGGGUCUCCUCCUCUCCAAAAAACAGGAUAGUAAACCGGGUAAAAAUCCAAAAUGCGGCCACUGAAAACUAGUUUUUUAACACUAGAAUGUGAGGAGGGGCUGUGAGCUGAGCUGCAUCUUAGUAAUCACCAUAUUGAGUUAAGGACGGAGACCGGAUAAGCUGAAGAAGUAUGCUCUGCUACCUAUAAUGUAGUUGAAACAAGUCUAGAAAUCUAUGCAGUUUGACAGUUUGACGCUCUACACCAUGAGUACAGAGCUGCGAGCUGAGCUGCCGCUUACUCCAACAAAACAACUACAACUCCUCUUGUUUUAAUGCUAAAUACUAGAGAUAGACUUAUUAACUAGUUGAUAUAAAAGGCAAAUAGACGUAUAGGGCAACGUAUCGGCAUUGGCCAACACAAAGCCGUUUUCUUUUCCCAAAAUUUGACCGUCUUUUUGGAAAUCAUGAGCCCUGCCCUUAAGUCGCGAGGGACCCAAUUGGUAGUCAUCAGCAUACAGUUCAAUGUAAAAUGUGAUCAUACUGAAUACUUGCUCACCAACACUUUUACCCCUUGGUGUUGUUCAAUAGAUCCCUCUGUUUAAUAUCAGCUCAGAUUUAAUAUGAGCUAUUUCUGUCCUCCACUCCACAGGGUCCACGGUGGCUAAAUGCCAAGCGUAGGCGUGCUGGCUCAAAGAGCACGUGCUCAGGGAGGUUAGCGUUGUCUGAGCCGAAAUGAGAUUUAGGGCUUUUUGAGUUAACUACCUGAGUAUUUCACACUCCACAUCUUUCAUCUCGCCCAGAGGUGUUUGAGAUGACUGUGAAUGUGUGAGUGUGAUACCUGGGUGUGUAAACAGCGAGCCUUAAGCUAUCCAUGAGUCAUUUUUCUCCAUCUUCUUCUUCCCUUUGUGCAGGUACUGGAGUCUAUCUCUUUGAGCCAAAUUGAUCUCAUUCAUACACAUCUGUGCGCACUUACUCACACCUACUGAUCAGUGAAUCAAGCGCACUCAUGAUCAUCCACUUCUUCUCUUCAGUGAUGAGUUUAAAUCCACCACCUGUUUAGAGACGGUUCUGUGGGUGUAGACCAUCUUUGGAGUUGCUUCUGCAUCUGUGUGUUGAUUCUCAGACGGGGGAAGAAUGCAGCCUGAUUUCCCAGGAAAUGACGUGAUGCAGCUCGAAUUAAAGGCUGCAAUUCCACUGUAAUAACCUCUGAUAUGAAUUGAUGCAAUCACAGCAUCAUUAAGUGGUUUAAAUAAGGAUAAUUCCCCAGCUGGAGGAGCUUAAACUGUUGCAUUUAGUGUAAAGUAUGCAUCUACAGUUGUUUUGUGCAUUCAUGUAUGGUGAUGGUUUGUUGAAAAACAGAUUUUACAUUUGAGUUAAUCAGUGAUUUAUAAAUGUAGAUGCCAGUCUAAACCCAUAUUUGGUCAUAACUCUUUUUAUAAGGGUAAAAUUCAAGGAGUGAAUCAUGAUACAAUAUUACGUAACAUACAAUAAACAAUAUUAUGUAACGUGUCAUAACAUGACCCAUAAAUCGACCCUAAUUUAGUCACAGCUUUUUAAUGAGGGUGAGACUCACAGUAUGACUCAUGAUACAAGACAAGACAGUUUGUCACUUCACGUGACAUUAAGUUAUGACACAUCAGGUUACUGUACCUGACAUUACCUAACCUUAGUCCUGUUAGCAUCCUGUUAACUUUGCAUUACUUUACUCCAAUUUACUUAUUCGUUAUGUUACCUCACACAACUAAACUUUAUCUUACGUAACGAAUCAAUACAACUUAAAGCAACAUAAAUUUGUGUUACUCUACCUUACUUAACUCAAUGUAUCUUUCCAUAACUAAAAGUCCUACUCCAAUUGUUUUUUUACUACUUAAAGUGUUCUCAUUGGUCUGUAAACUGUGAUUAAGUCUUUAGCCAAAAUCAUGUUACCUGUUUCGUUUUCAAGGGAUUUACUUCUGCAGAGCUCCAGUAGAUCAUUAGCAAAUCACAUCUGAGUCGUGCAUGGAGACAGCGCUGCUCUGCACAACUCUCCUCGAGAUAGCUUGCAGCCUAACAUUGCUGGUGUAAUAGAAGAAACAGGUAACGUAGGAGCUAUUCAGCUCUCGGACACUAUUGUCUUUAGGGGCAUGAUAAAAGCUAAUAUCAUAUUAGCUUUCUUAUGAGCAUUAUAACCCGCUAACACAGACGCUUGUUCCGCCAUCGUCCUCUCUAUUUCUCUGAGCCUGACCUGCAUAGCCGGGCUCCGAGGGCGGAGCUUGGAUUUGUGACAUAGGAAAUCUCACUGUAUCUGAUCCUGCCGUUUGGCUCUGUGAGAGAUUCACUGCGAUUUGAAUGCAGAAAUAUGAAUAUGUAGACAACAAGAAAAACAGGAUUUUCAUCGGAGUGGGUCUUUAAUGUGUCUUUUUAUUGAGUUACUUUGCAUUACUCUUUAUUACAUCACUACAUUACAUUACAUAGAUUUACUUCACAUCAUGUAACUUAUUAACUUAAUUCAUUUACAUUGUUCCUUUACUUUGCAACUUAACAUCACUACACUUAAUCUCCUGUUAGGAAACAGUGUGUAACUUAUGUAACAUUACUUUUUGUUAUGUUACUCUCCAGAAACAUUACGUUACUUUCCUUGAUGCAACUUUCCAUUACUUGACUUGACAUUAAUGUAACUUUACAGCAAGUUACACUAUAUAUUAUGUUUCAUGACUUUGAGUUUCUCUGCACUGUGUCAUAUUAGGUUACGUAACACAACUUUACGUACUCUACUUUACAUUAUAAGUUGUUACUCUCUGUGAUGUGUCCUUUCAUAAUGCAACUUCAUUAUUUUGUGUUACAUUACAUUCUGUUGUUCCGUUUUACUGUACUAAGUGUGUAUUAGGUGUUUCAUAUCAUUAUAGCAAGUACAAUUAUUAAAAGGACUUUAAAAUGAACCGUUUAUGCUUGCAUUUUCAAUGUUUUUUGUAAAAGUGGUUUGAAAUGAUAGGGUGCAUUAAGUCUUCUUGACUGUUUCCAUGCAGCUCGGGUUUGUAUCUAAUCUGAUAAUGACUCCAGUUAUAAAUCAAUAAAUGAGAAUUAAAAAAGAUGAGAUAUUUUGUGUAUGACUAAUCAGUUAAUCAUCUUAUUGAUCUAAAAACAUGCCUUUGUAUAUCAAGAUUAUGAUGAGAUUAUAAUAAAAGUCAUCAAGCGCUCCUUGGGUUAUGUAGAAAUGUUAGUAUUGGCAUCACGUAACUUCCCCAUUGUUAAAUAAAUUGUGUCCAAGCUACAAGCAAGAAGUCAUUAUGCUGUUAUUUAUUUCAUCCUGCGCUGGUUUUGUAUUAAUAAAUAAUGAGCGUUUGUUAUUAUGCUGCUUCAGAGGACUCUUAUUCUGAAAAGUUAUGACUUGUCGGUAAGAUAAGGACAUGAUGGUUCUGUGAAUUUCGGCGUCUUUCACCUGACACUCACUCCUAAACUUUCAACCCUUCCCUCUCUUUGAGCCUAUCCUGUGAGAGAGCAGCUCUUAUCUGCCUUCCUCUCAGAGCUCGUCAACGUCAGGCUUGAAGAGUUUGCAUCUGAACUGUUGUCAGCCGUGUGGGAAUGAGAGCAAAUUGCAGCUUCACGCUCACUCUGUUUCUUUUAUCUGCGGUGUCACCUCUCGAGAGCUGUCUGUAACACAUUGUUGUCAGAGCAGGUUUCGAAGCUAAAAUAUACAAAUUGUCAUGCAGCUGUUGAUGAACGUUGAUUUUUGCAGAAAGAGUGCGAACAAAUGCUUCAUUAUGAAUUAAAGAUGUGAUGAAAAAAGCUGUGACUUAAUUACAGGCACGGUCCAAAAAGCGGUCAAACGUGGGCAGCUCUCCCAGACGUUUCAACACUCUGAAUUCAAAUUUCCUGUCUGUCUCCUCUCGCCAGGUUGAUGUUUCCUCACCGGGCGCCCCCAGGGUCGCUUUCAAGCCUGACUGCCGACAGCUCGCCACCCCUGUCAGCCUCCUGAGCGAGCAAAUUGAGCGCCCCUGGCUCGACAUCACCGAGCACUGCGUCUGCCAGCGGUCCAGCCGAGCAGCCUCCGUGUUGCCCCGAGCCCAGCCUGCCUGGGCAGGACUGCGUCACCAUGGAUACCGAGUCCACCUACUCUGGGUAUUCUUACUACUCGGGACGCUCCCGGGGAUCCCACAGGCAUGGGUAAGACCACAUCUUUUAUUGUCAUUAAAUGUGUUUCGUUCUGCCUUCACCUCGAGGGGACUGCUAUUAAAGGAGUCAGUUUUAUGUCCCAGACUAAAGCUCAGGGUUCUGGGACACGAGGGCCUCUUUUACUGUUCUCUUCAACAAAUCUGAGCCCAGAUACCAAUCAUCAGUUGGAGAAAGAAAGCCUGGGUUUCGUCUUUCCCUCUGACUCUUCAUAUACUUUAUUAUCCCAGCAUCCUUAAGGAUAUACAGUCUCUACGACUAGCCUGUGGGUCAAUCCAGAUGAAACAUUUAAGGUGUCUGGAUCCAGAAAAGAAAGGGGAAACUUUUCUAACCUCCCUUCCAAAGGUCCUUGCUCCAGGGACAUAACUUUCUAAGACUUACCCCCAAUUUCCACCGCACCUGGAAGGCUUCGAAUAGAUACGAAUAGAUCGUAGCUAAUCGUAACGAUUCAAGUUAAUGUGUCAAUUUCUACCGGCUUGUUUCCAUUCCGCAGCAGAUCGUAACAGUUAUAUUCAUUCCGGACGCCGGAGCUUGCCGGAUAAAUUCAGCACAGAUUCGUCCGUGCUGAAAAGGAAGUCGGGCACAGAUGCAAAAUAAAACAUCCGGCGUCUUUUCAUGAUAAAACACACACUUGUUUCAGGCGGAUUGUAUUUCACACCAUGCAAACAGGCGGAGACGAACAAGUGAAAGGCUUUUAGGCAGCAUUUCACCUCAGGGACACCAUGGAUGAGUAGAUGCUGAUUUUAGAAGUCUAGAGGUGGAUUUCCUCCUCUGGAAGGACACAAUCUACUGCUUAUAUGGUUAGUCUCAGUGGCGUAGAGAUAACUCGUUAUCGUGCGAUUGCACGUGAAUCUGCGGGUUCUUGUGAUUACCACUGUCCAUCAAUCAGCGGAUCCGGUAGGAAUUGGCGGACGGCGAAAUGAUGGGUCUUGCAGCACUAAAAGCUCCUGGAACUCAAAGGACUCGUUACUUUUGGUGCAAAUGUGUCAAUAGCUACUGAAUUGGUUCUCAGGAUCCAAAGAGCAUGGGUACUUCAGGGUGGGUUUUGCAGUACCAAAAGCUCCUGUAACAGAUGUUAUGAUCAAACCAAAUAUGAUCUCAUUGAUUUCCCAGCCAUACCAGCCAGGGAGAGAGUAAAAGCAAACCAGGAACCAUAUGCUAUGAUAUUUCGUUAAGAACUUUUUGGAAGACUCCAGUUAUAUCACUAAUUUGGCAAUACCACUAGGUAUUGAGAAAAACAUUACUUUCCAAACCCUUUCUUAGAGUUCUUGCUGUGGUGGUAGUUCUAUCUAAAAGUACCAAAGGAUGGGUCUUGCAGCGCUAGAGCCUCAAGAAACUAAAAGUUCCGGUUACUUUUGGUGGAAAUGUUCAACAUUAGUCGCUGAAUUUGCCGUGAUGUCCUGGCAUCCAAAACUGAAAUGUUUACCUUUUUCUGUGGUGCUACUUGGAUCUAUGUUAUCAGGUUUUUUAAGCCAAACUGCAACUGAGGGGUUGUUUAUGUAUAGAGGCCUGUCUUUUGAGGCUUGUUGCCAAAAAGUGAACUAUUAUUUAGUGUUUUUUCUAAUGGUUAAUGAGAAAAGUGUCUUGCUGGUCUGCUUGGGGGCUUUUGCUGUGAGGCCUUUAAUAUCUGACACAAAUAUGCGGUUUUCAUGGUUGUAAAUCAAAUAUGUGAUCAAGGCUUGAUAUUGAAUUUUUAGUUUUGGUAUGAAAUUUGAUUUUUUUAUUGCUGCAUUUAUACUGCCUCAGCCCAACCCCAGUCCUCUCUGAUCUCCUCCCCUCUGUCCUGGCGUGUGUGGAGCCCUCAGCUCGUGUAGGAGCAUUAGUCUGUCAGCAGAGUAAUGGCUGUGGUUGACAGGCCUCAGGAAGGCAGCAGGAGACAGGUGCCGGAGAGGCCUGGCUGACUGAUGGCUCGGCGGACACGAUGAGAGCCUGAGAGGAGAUGAGUGGAGAGAAACUGGAGAGGAGGCUCUGCUUUCACAACAGCCCCUCCCUUGUUACUGUCAGCCCCCUCACUGCGCUACGCCAUAUAUCUCAAGCGCCACACCCACUUUUUGCAGCCACCUGUUGCUGCUUCAGGGACUUUCUGGACACUCAUUCCCCCUCACACUCCAUCCUUCUAACUUUUUAUCUCCCUCUUUCAUACCCUUGUUUUUUGCUCCCAUGUGCCCGCAGUGAUUUCAACACAGCAGCUGCCUCUUUCUGCUUGGUUCUUGACCUCCUCCCCCCCUCCGCCCUCACCCUCUUUAAUGGAUUCCUGGCUGCUCUCUGAGGAUGGGAAGGCGCAGGCGUAUCACUUUUUCCCCCUCUUGCUCGCUCACAUUCCCCCUGGGCAGGAAUGUGCCCUUGUAGCUCAAAGUUACAUGGAGCAAAAGUGGUCUGACUUCAUUGGGAAUCAAAGUGAGUAAAGGGGGAGAGGUGGUGCUUUGGAAAUGAUUAGAGGUGGUGGCUGCGGGAGCUCUUGUUUCCUUCUUCUGCUCUGUUUCCGAAGCUUUUUAAGUGAGUGACAGCAAAUUGGAAAGCAACGUAUGUGCAUCCCCGCCAAGCGCCUUUUCCGCUCCUUUGCUCCUGCCGUGGCUGUGCCAAAAGCCACCGGCUGGCCUCUAAUUUGAUAUUCAAACAAAAAAAUAAAAAACUGUUGCCUUUGAAAGCCAUGCCAUCGCCAUCUGAAGGUAAUCUUUUUACGCUGAGGCAGUUCUGGAUCGCUGUUGUCUAAUUACACUGACGCUGGGAACAGAUGCAGGCACAGGGGAAGGUUUUCCGCUGCUUGUGUGCGCGCGCGCCCAUGCAAAUAAUCACACAGUAACAUCAUCAUGCUGUCGUGUAUUUGUAUGUUUGCAUAUUUGCGAGGCAGUCUUACACCCAAUUUGUCAGAUUAUAAUAGAAGAAUGGGAUUGGCUCAGGUUUUCAUAACCAGAUGGAGAUGGGUUUUGGAGUUGUUUCCUCUCAAAUCUGGCUUUUUGUCUUCAACUGGUGUCCAAGUAACUUCCCCUGACUCUCCGGUGAUUGCAGCUCUGUCUACAGACGCUACCAAGACACAAAAGACGCCAAUGAUACUGAUUUCUCUUACUGCAUGUUUUCGAUUUCUUUCCUAGCUCAAUAAGCAGAGAUACAGAACAAUACCCGUGAGGGAUGUCUUUGUUUCAGGGACUUUUGCAUCCAACUAGAGCUUCACAAUUAAUUACGAGGGAAAGACGUCGAUCUAAUUUCAUGCCUUGGUUGUAAUAUUCCACAAAAUAAAUGAAAAUACUUUGCCGUAGUUGAUCACCAGACUUUCACCAGACCCCCUUUCAGUGAGUGUGGAAAAUUAAUAUCGCAGCACUCGACUCCACUUUUUCUGUGGAAGUUCCCCCCUAAGCCCUGCUCCUUGACUCUUGUCAAUUUAUGAUGUUAAAUUGUGGUAAAAUUGCAAAUCUCACAUUAGCAGCUGCUCAUGUGGAAAAUGAGUUCUUUUGAUUGGUCGAACUCCAAUUACAGGGCAGCGUGCAGCAUCCACAUGAGACUAAGUGAGUAAUCCAGACUAAUUCAUUCACAAUUAAAACACCAUUUCAAGGCUCCCAAUACCCCACCUAAAGGAGACUUUAUAUUGAUUGUGCGCAAGUUGAUUGUUAAAUUUUUUUUAUGUUUACAGAUGUAAUUAGUCUGAAUGCUGUGAUUAAAAAAUGUGGCGCUAAUGAGAAUCAAUCACAGAUUCCUGGAAACGGCGUGUGAUAAUCCAGGACUUCUGGAAACCCGAGUUAAUGAAGGUCAGAUGUAAGAAAAUGGAAAUACACCACCUGUGGGAGCUUUCAGACUCAUGAACCUGACUCCACAGCUACAGGGACAUAUGAGCCAUAGUGAAGGUAUUUGGCUGUUAAGCUUAAUUAGAAAUGCUUAUCAUUCCAUACCAUACGAUACCAUAAUCAAUUAUCUGAAUGAAGAUAAUCCUGAGGGGCAGCCGGACCACAGGACCGCUUAUCAGACCAGAGCCCCUUCAAGUGGGAUUGCACGUGCUAAACAGCUGACUGUAUUAAACUCACAGAAGUUCAGAGCUUUACUUUGGGACCUGUUCAGCUUAAUAUUUGUUUUUUAAAGAGAGGAAAUGUAAUCAAAUUCAAACACUUUCUUUCUCGCUCUAUAAUGUGUUUAUGGGUUUAAAAUGACCACACUGAGUGUGCGCAUGGUCAUUUUUUAUUUGGCUUCUUAGCUCGAUGAAUUUGGCCGAGGCCGAGCUGUCCACUGGUGACUCGGCUCAGAUGGCUGCACCGACACAAAGAUCAGUGUCACAGAGGUGUAUGAGGCGCCAAAGAGAGAGCAAAUUGGUCCACAGACAGCUUGGCGUGCCUUGCUAGUUGGCUCCACUUCCUCAAUAACCGUCCCUCUAUUGCUCUUUUUCCUCUCUGUGUGAGGCGGAGAAAGCGAUCAUGGCCACGCUCAUCCUCAGGUGUUAGAGGGAAACGAAGCAACCGCAGUCUAAUUGGCAAGGCUGUGCCCCGGCUCGCCAGGCGACGGUCUCAUCCCCUCCUCCUCCCCCCUCAUAUCCUAUCCUCACUGUUCCAAAAAGCCAUCCUGGUUUCAAGGAUCCUCGCUAGAAGUCAAAUUCCAUUAAUCAAAUCAUAGCGCAGCACACUGCUGGAAUACCAACGAGCCGGCUGCAUGUUAAUGAGCCAGAAAGGGGGAUGUGGGGAGGAGGGGGAAGGUGUGCAUGUGAGUUGGAAGCGGGGUUUCCACACGGUGCAAUCACCCCAGAAGCUCGCUGAAGGGGGAAUGAGAAAAAUGGGCUGGGGGAGGGGAGGGGCUGCAGACAGAGGCCAAUCUGUUCAAACUGAGGCUGCUCAUGGUCUGCUCGCCCUGUGUUUUCUGUCUGUGUGCACCUACAAUAGAACUGGACCACAGUUUGGGUCCCUUUCCGUCUGCUUUAGAACCUUAUAAUACAUCACACUUUACAAUGACACACAUUUAGAAAUUGUUUGCUGAAAUAGUUAGCAGAUGAUUCAAAUUUAAGUCUUUGUGACUCCUCAAACAGGUUUUGUUUGAAACUUUUAACUUCAUUUAAUGCACCCCAAAACCUCCAGCUGUGGAACAUGGCAGCACCACAGUAUGAAUACAUGCUCAAGUGGACUUAUAUUUGUGUUUUCCAGCUAUAGAGAGAGAUAUUAGAGAGAUAUUUUUUAUUCGAUCAAAUAUACAUAAAGUACAAUUUUAGACAAGAAAUUCACCUAUUUUUGGAGCUCAAAAAGGAGAAGGUAGAAGCUAUUUAGCGUAUUUGUACCCACCCUCAUUUCUUCCUAUCUGUUGACCUUUUACAUGUCUCUAGAAUUUUAGGAUUUCUUAAGUCGCCAAAAAGUAACCAAAGUUCCAAAGUCUAACAUGAAUAUGUAACAAAUUAUUAAUACUGAGACAAAGACCUUAUAUAGAUACAUAUAUACACCCAUACCUAUAUACACGUAUAUACACACAAAUAUGCACUUCAUUUAUAUACCUAUAAAACUUCAAAUCUCUCAUUUGUACCAUUUGUACCAUAUAGGUUUAACUAACUUACUUGCUUCAUUAAUUACUUGCAAACUUGUGCACAAUAUUUACUUACUUGUCUACUUACUUACUAACUUGGUCACUCCCUAACUGUGUUAUUUGUAAACGUGUUCACUUGUUUGGUUACUUUCUCACUUUGUUUUUAUGUUUGCUUGCUCACUUUCUGACUUGCUUGUUUCUUUACUGACUAACUGCUGCUGCCAUGUUAGCUUAGGUGGCCUGUGCUUGCCUAACAACAACCAAAAGUCAGAAUAAUAAUAUAUGAUAACAGCUAGUCCCCAGAUUCUCUGAUAAAAUCUCCAUCCUUAGCAACAGUCUGUUCUCCAUGGCAACAGUUUGCUAUAGAAUAGAAUAGAAGAAUAGAAUAUUCCUUUAAUGAUCCCCCAUGGGGGAAAUUUUUUUGUCACAGCAGCAUCACAGACAAGACAAAAAGUGCAAAAAUGCAGUUAUAACAAUAGGGGCCCUAAUAUUAAGAACUUAAAUAAAUGUAAUAAUUAAGAAAAAAAUUAGAAAAGGGAGAAGAAAAAAUAAAGCUUUCUACAAUAUACACAAUUUAAAUGCCAUAAAAAAAGUGGUGGUGUAAAAUCAGUUUUGUUACUGUUCAUUGUAAAGUCUUAUUGCAGAGGGGAGGAAUGAUCUGCGGUAGCGCUCCGUCCUGCAGGGUGGGAGUCUCAGUCUGCUGCUGAAGGAGCUGCCUAAAGCCCCCACAGUCUGGUGCAGUGGGUGAGAGGGAUUGUCCAUGAUGGAUACAAGCUUUGUUAACAUCCUCCUCUCACCCACCUCCUCCAGGGAGUCCAAAGAGCAGUCCAGGACAGAACCGGCCCUCCUGACCAGGAAUAACAGACAGCCACUGGUCAGAAUCAAGAGAGUAACAAACUUAUGCUGUGUUCAACUUACCUCGGAAGUCAGAAGUCCGAGCUGGGAAAGACGUCACACCGGAGUUACCAGCAUUUGAGUUACCAAGUGGGAAAAAAGCAAAAUCGGAGGCGGAAACAAAAUGGCUACAUAUACAAAAGCGCUUGCCUUGUCCGAAUAUAAGCAAGGACAAGGCAAGCGCUAAAAUAACUUUCGUUUUUCGCUCUUUUCCGACUUGGUCUCUGAAACACUGGUAACUCGGGUGUGCCAUCAUUCCCAGCUCGGACUUCUGACUUCAGAGGUAACUCGAAAACGCAGCAUAAGUUUGUUAAUUUCUUGAUUCUGACCAAUGGCUGUCUGUUAUUUCUUGAUAGCAAACUGUUGCCAUGGAGAACAGACUGUUGCUAAGGAUGCAGAUUUUAUCAGAGAAUCUUGGGACAAGCUGUUAUUAUAUCAAUUUAAGCAGUGAUUUGAUUGUCUGUUUGUUGACAGUGGCCUUUCCCUUCCCCUCUCUUUCCACUCACAGUGUCUUAUCACUCCGCCGCUGACUUUAAAGAGGGACCUCUGCUUUAUGAGUCCUGCCGCUCCUCCCAGUCUCCUCUCCUCCAUCUCUCCUCCUCAUUUAUAAUGCUAAUCAGUGACAACCUCUGAGCUAUGAGCACUCCCCCUAGACUAACAGCUGCUGCAGAGAUGAUGAUAGCUGUAAUAAUGUUUAACGGAACAAUGAUGGCCGCUGUAAUACAUUUAAAGGCUUACAUCAACCUCCUAAUCUCCUGGAUUUAGCAGAUAAGAAAACGUCACUCAGUCUGUCAGGGAGGAGAAGCCGCCUCAGGCUGUGUGUGGAAAGUUCUCUUUUCUUACAGCGUUUGGAUUUGAAACAUCAGCUGCUGUUGUUAUUUCUUUUUAUAGGAAAUUGUGUCCACAUUGGAAAGGAAGUACAGGAAUAAAAGCGGAAAGCAGAGUGGUUAACACCCCUUAAUCAAAACAUUCAGGUCCAGUGAAACUCUAUUAGACUGGAGCAUUUCCUCCACUGUUAAUCAUACUGGCUCCUCCAUUACCCCUGCAGGCAGGAUAUCCUGCACAUUAUGGUUAUGAAUUGUUAUUGUGUGAGAGAGUGGUGCUAAAGGGUCACUUGAGUUUUGUGUUUGACAUUUAUAAUUUAAGGGAAGGAGCACCAGAUCUCACUGUACGGCUCAACACUUAUUCAAGGAUUUUUAAUCAAGACCCUGGACCCUGUCAGACUGGUGCCACUAUCUCUGAAGUGGAAAUCACUGCAUGGGCACAGCCUUAUAUAUAUCCUAGGAGGCCACACUUGAACUGGAUGGAGAAUAAAGCUUACAUUUGCUGAUGCAGCUUUGAAGAGAGAGUAAGAGCGUCCUGUGCUGGAGUGUCUUAAUGGAAGGAGCUCCAUGGAAAUGAAAUUUGUUGCGCAUCUAUUGUGAUGACUCUGAAACAAAAGGAGUGAUUACUGUGGAACAACAUGCUCAGAGACAGGAAAAUGAAUUAGCAUUAAGAGGACAACAGCAUCUGAGACCUCCUUUGUUGCAGCUUAAAUAGACGGUUUAAAGAUGAUUUCAUUCACCUGAUGUCCAUCAUGUUUAACCAGUUAUAUCUAUACAGCAUCCUCAGCCUUUUCCUCAACCUAAACUCGAAGUGUACUUUGUACUCUUACCACAUCUACUCUGUCUAAAACCUCAGUGGCUGGAGGGGGAGGGAGACAGAUGAGAGAUUAACGGAGCUUUUCUGUAGUAAUAGAGCUGCAGAGUGGGCACGGUGCCAUGUGGCGAUGCCGCUGCCGGGCGGAGGAUGCAGAGACCCGCCGAGCGUUCACGCUCUGUACAGGAUUAGAGCUGUAAGUACAGUGGGUCAGUGCUGCUAAUGGAGCUCAUAUGCUGGAGUGAUGGAGGGAUGGAGUGAGAAAGGAGGCAUGUAUAUGGGGCAGAGUUCAUUUGAGCUCUAUGCUGGUUCAGUCCUUAAAAAUCAGACUUAGACGUACACAACAAGCAGUUUUAUCCCCCCCCUCUCACACACAGAGCUGCUGGGCUCUUAUCUGACUCUAACAGCAGCCUGUUGUUGUCACUGCUCUCUUUGUAUGUUCUGUAUAUGUUACUCUGCAUAUUUCUGCAUGCCUCUGUCUGUGUUGUUGUCUGCUAAGCUCUUUUGCUUUUAAAUAGGGCAAACCAAAGUGAGUUAAAAGUCAAAGACCUAGUUCGCACUCGCUAUCUCGGGUUCAUUUUGAAGAAGACGUGGUUCAUUUAUGCAAAAAUAGAUGAAAAUGGAAUCAUUUGGGGGCAAGAAGUUUACUCGUUUGCCCCGACUUCACCUCAGACUUAUUGUUCUUUAUUUAAAUUGUUAUUUUUGCUUGUGUCUUUGUUUGACAGAGAGCGAAGCCGAGACCGCCACAAAUCCCGCAGCAAAGACAGCCGCUCAGAAAAGUCUGUCACAAUAAACACGCCGCCUGCAGAGCCGCUGCUGGGCGACUCGUCUGUCCGGGGUGAGCAGGUCCAGGUAGGGCUGAACGCAGAACCACUAACACUUCAACACAAUGCUGCAUCACUAAAACCAAUCCAUACACCUACAUCCACCCACCUUCACUGAACGGUUUGAGCUGCAGGCUGCUAUAUGGAUGCUUUUAACACAAGAUAAGAGGACUCUGUAAAAAGGAUUUGGAGCAAAGGAGAUUUAUCAAGUCACGAUUGGAAAUGAAUGGGAAUGAUAAUCAGCCCGGGCUGGGACAGGCCAUCUGGUAUAUGAGGGCAAAAACCAGGAAGGGCUAGACCACUUUGGGUAAAAUCUAGGAUGUGAUUUUUAAUGAAAUCUGUCACUGCAAACAUCUGAAACAGGAUAUCAAUCAAACAGGUUGUUUCUUCCAUCAGUUCCACUGCAGGGAGUGUGGUAAUCGAUGAUACUUUAUAAUGCAAGCUUUGGAGGUGCAUUCAGUGACCCCCGCCUAAGUGGAUCAGACCAUGUGAAAACAGCAGCUUAGCAGUUUGUAACUCAGUGAAAAUUCAGGCAGUACCUCAGAAAUGAGGCAGACUUUGAUGCCAGUCAAUGCCUGAUCAAAAAAUGGAUUAUGUGAUGGAGUAUUUGAUACAUCAGAGAUAUAAGGUAGGACUCUGCUCAGUUCCAUCUGUCACUUUUACAACCUGAAUAACAACUUCAUACAUGCUCAACAUAAAGGUCAUGUAUGGGCAUUCAUGUUCUUGCCAAGUAGAUAAUCCUCUCACUCAUUUUGAUUUCAUUAAACAAACAGGCGUGUGAUUAUGUUUCCUGGAGUGAGAUAAAAGGAAGAAAGAAAAGAGCAGAUAUCAGCGUGUCUAGCUGGGCAGGUUGGCAUGUCAGGACACGAAUAUCCUAAUAGCACUCGAGGGAAACACAAGGUCUGGGUCCAAAAAACUCUAAGAGUGAAAAUGAGUAAUAGCCAAUUUGUCAGCUCAAGUUUUGGGUGGUAUUGUUGAGCAACAACUCAAGAUAAAUGCAAAGAGUUUACUCUGUGAAGGUCAACCAGACGCAGAAAGUGAGAGUUUUAAAAUAACUUUAAGGCAUCGUGACUGAUGACCAAGUCAUGCGUGUGUUACUCAUACUGGAAACAGCAGCAAGUAAAGUUGUGGUUUGCUGCAGGGGUGUUGAGAGCUUUUCUAGUUUUUUAAAGGAUUAGUCUAAUUGCUGGUGUAUUGUUUGAAAUCGUAAGUACUUGUCCUUAACUCUUUAAUGAUGAUGGUACGGGUAAUUAAAGUGUUUUGUGGUAUUUCCCAUACUUGUUCGGACAGUGACUACUUCUGUCCUGAGUAUUUCAAUUCCUUCAUUUGCUCAAAAUUGCACACUGAUCUUUAUUUAUGCAUGUUUGCCCAAACAUUCACUCUUUUUAUGUCAUAAACAAGUAACUUCCAUUCAUAUUGGAUCAUAUCUGAAGACCAUUUAUCAAUAGCACUACAGAACAUGGUUACAUCUUGAGGCCUGACCAAUACCAGAUUUUAAGCACGACACUGUACAGAUUUAAAAGUGGAAAAUUUAACGCUGAUGAUGGCUGAUAAAGUAAGUACAGUAUAGGCAAGAAAGGGAGUUUUUGGUGUUUGGAGCAUUUAUUCAGCCCAAUUUCAAGGUGCCGAUAUAAAGGAAAUCUGAGGCUGAUAUAACUAAAAGGAAUACUGAUAUUUUGUCAUGAUAUAAUCAGUGAAAGAGUGCACACUUAUCUGUAAAAAUUUACAACAAUACUGAUACAGCUGCCAAUAUCGGCCUGAUAUUGUCAGCAUACUAAUAUCUAUUAGCCAUAAUAUCACUGACAUGAUGCAAAAGAUAUACAGUCUAUCAGCUUUUACAGUCUUUGCAAUCGAUACCGAUAUCAUGUCUGAUAUUGGUAGAAAAUAAGUCAAUUUCAAACAUGGCCGAUAUCAGAUACCUUUAUCAACUCAAGUACCUUCUAACGGUGGUUGUCUUAUUACAUGGAAUAUUGAUAUUAUGAUCAAUGAAGGAAGUGACAUGUCUGCAAAAAUGUACAACAAUACUGAUACAGCUGCCAAUAUCGGCCUGAUAUUUUCACCAUACUUAUAUCUAUGAGCCAUUAUAUGACUGACAUAAAGCAAAAGCUUAUUACGUGUGCUGAUAUUUAGAUGACAAAUAUUGGCCAGCUAAUAUAUCUGUCAGUUUGGACAAGCCCAGAUGCUUUUAAAAAUCAGGGAGGAAGCUGUCAGGACAUCUUCAUGAGUAGUUAUCUGUCAUUUCAGUGUGUGAAAUCUGCCAGAUUCAUCUUUCAGCGUGCUUUGAAAGCAGGAAUUUCAACACUUGCUCCUGGCAAGAGUCAAGCGCAUGUGAUGAAAAGAGAAAUGCAGAUCCAGCCUCGGCUUACCCAGGAAUGACCUGCUGGUCUAGCCAAACAACUGUCAGGCACUGUGGCCUUCAUCAAGUGCUCAGCUUAGCCUGCUGGAGGGAAAAGAUGACAAAUACGAACUCUUUCAGACACUCGGAACAUUCACCAGCGUUUACUGACCUACUUGGAGCUAGCUUUCCCUCGUGGCAAGACUCGUUAACAGCGGCCCGUAUAUGUGUGACUGUGUUUUUUAGUCUGCAGAGUGUGUCUAAUUUUAACACAUGACAGGAUUUGCCACAGAGCAAAGCUAUCCUCAGUAUUUUGCUCUUCAUGACUUAUUCAUGCCGUGGCCUGCAGUGGUGUCGCUGACAGGGCGGGGAGUGUUUGGCUUUAGUUUGAGUAAUCAGGGCCACCAAAUCUACAGAGAGAGAGGCUCAGCACAAAUCCAUGUGUGUCUGUGUGUGCGCUCUGGUCCACCGCCUCACAUAUGCCCCUGUUUGUGAGCGUUUUGUGUCUGCAUGCGUCAGAGUCCAAGUGUGCAGCGCGGCGCUCAUUACUUCACUGCUGGGAUUUCAUCAGAGUCUUGGCUGACAGAGCAGCUCACCGCUCCAGGCAGGGAUGUCCUCAAAAUCAAGCACAAAAAAGUUUCUCAUGGCUGCGAUUCCUCUGUGAUGCCUCACCCCGGGAUUGAUAAACGACAUGCGAAUGUGUCAAAAAACACGACGGGAGAUUCAAGAUUAUCACCAAACCAGCCAGAGAAAUGUUCGGAGGAUUUGCCUUCUGCUGGGAGAGAGUGUUUGUGUGUGUAAACUUCUUCCCUUGGCAGCGAGAAUUCACAAGAGUCUGAAGACAUAUUAAAGAAACUGGGAGCAACAUUUGUAGGAUUAGGUCGACAUUUCGGGAAAAUCAUUCAGCCUUUUGUGUCUAAACUGAAUGUCAGGCUGGAUUUGGAAGCUGGUUAGCUAAGCUUUGCUCAGCAUCAAGGCAGGGAGCGAACACAUACCAGCAAGCUCCUCUCAAGAUCUUUACUUACAUUAGCUGCUGACAGGUGGAGAGCCAAGCGAGAAGGCGCCUUCUGUUUCCAGUCUCUAUACUAAGAUAGGCUUACCAGCUACAUAUUUGAUCAAGAUAAGUGUUUGCACCAGCGCUGAGUGAUUAAUCAAAUUUCGAUUUCAACCACAGUUUUUGCCCCCCGCAGUCACAAUAACAAGGUAAUCAACAUUAAAUGAUUACUGUGCCUCCUGCCGUGUUGGGCUCAUUUUGUCCUACAUGACGCAUCUCUCUACCCCUUCCCCAAAAAACACCAAAAGCUGCUAGGAGUAGCAUACAUUUCCCACAGUUCCCAAAUUACACAUGAAGACCAUGCUUCCAGUCGCUUACAUGUAAACAAUACUUGCACUUAGAGAUCUCGCAGUCUGCUUUUAAAGCUACCAUGUGGAACUUUUGGUCUGUGUUGGUUUUGCUGAUGGGCUUAUUUACAUUUAAAGGUCAUACAGAGUAGGGCUGCACGGUUUAGUGUUUGAGUAUCGUCAUCACGAUGUACUUGUGCGUGGUAGUCACAUUGCAGAGCCUGUAGGAGGCGAAUAAACUCACCUAAUUUCAAGGGUAGCUGACUGAGAUACACUGCAUGUGACUCUGCAUGUGCUGUGCAGCGAUCCACCAAUCACAUUCGUUCUUUCCUCAGUUGCCAAUCAGACUACCCUGCCAGCCGUCAAUCAAAUACAGAGAGGAGGAAACCACGCCCCUGAACAUGGAGUGAGUCACUGGCGCUGCCGAUGACGUGCUGAGAAACGCAUACCCGCUGAGAAUUACUUUCAGAAAUUACUUGUCACUGUUUAGCCCAACAAAUAAGAAUUGUAUGGGUUUUAAAUUGUACAUUUGUACUCUACUAUAAGCACAAGGUGCAUGCAAUUCUCGGCGGGCAUGCGUUUCUCGGCACAACACCGGUAACAACAACAACGAUUGCAAAAUGAGCAACGAACAAAAGGAAACCACCGAAAAUGAAGACUUGUUUCUAAAGAGAAAAGGAAAGUCAGUUAUCUGGAAUUAUUUUGGUUACAAGAAGGAUGAUGUCGACCAAAACACGUAUUCUGUGUUCAUCUGUUGCCACAAUAAUGUCCCAGCACAAUAAAAGCAAGCGAAAAAAAUCUCUGAGACAGACAGAAGCAAUUCUACUAACAUCCACAAAAAGAUCAGUGUGGGUCAAUUGUCCACAAAAAGAUCAGUGUGGGUCAAUUGUCCACAAAAAGAUCAGUGUGGGUCAAUUGUCCACAAGACUUCAGCAGUGCAGCAUAGCAAAAAGUGCUAUUCGGGUCAUCUGGUGAAAAUUCCUGUAUUCUUUAAUAUCGCAAUAUAUAUCACAGGGUUGAAAAAAAUUGCAAUCGUUUUCUGAUAUCGUGCAGCCUUAAUACAGAGGCAUCAGUAUCAGUUUUUAGCUUAUUUCUCAAACAGUUGAAAGUUCCUUACAGUGCCUUUAAACUGUUGGAGCACAGAUUGGAGCAAAGCCGAGUGCCUUUGUGUGUAUGACCUGCUGCAGAUGGGUCGGCUGCUCCAGGUAAUUUAGCGAAUUUAAGCAGCGAAAUUUGGUUAUUAUCAGUACUUAACUUUGUCAUCAUUUUAGCAUUACUGAGGGAACACGAAGGACACGACUCCUGCUGCAGGGCACUGUUGAAAUGUUCCUCAUGUAACCCCACAUCACAAUACGUGACCCAUACCGUCAAGACAGCUACUAUUAGUUUGGUAUUAAUGUACUUUUUCACUACUGUUGAGUUACUGAUUGUGGCAGAGCUCAGAAGAGGCAGGUUUUUAAGUGUUUUUGUUGCGCAGCUCUCAACAGAUUAAGUUGAUUUAAUAAGAAGGGAGAUUCCAGUCUGGGCUCUUUGGCUCAGUCCCCUUUGCCAGCCCACUUAUCUUUGGAAACAGAUCCAGACUCCACUCUGUUUUAUAGCCUAUAUAGUAUCUUAAACAGGGUUGCAACAUGCACGUCUCUCUGUGUUACCUCAGAUUGCUUGAUAUGUUUGAAGAGAACUAUGCAGCAGGUUGCUCUAAUUUCAGGGAGCAGGCCAAAGCUCCAGGCUGUAUGCUAAUAUGUCAUUGUGACAGAUUCACUUAAGGUGCUCGUUCAGUAUUAAAGAUCGGUUAGAGUUGUGUGUGUGGAUGCUUCUUCUGCCGCUGUACUUUCCCAGCGGGUUUUAGGACAAUGGAAGAGAGUAUAGCCUGGUCCAAGCCUCCUAUAGGUGAACCCGCACUACAUCAAACGAGUAAUUAGGUCAAUUUACCCUGCUGUUAUUGUUAUAAGAAACUCAAUAUUGGAGUGGAUAGCGAGAGGAGGAUUUUGGGAGCUCAGGUCAAUGUAGCAUGGCAGCUUUGCGGCUUAGGCGCGCAAUGUGGAGUGGCAUUGUUCGAGGUGUCAAACAGGAGAAAUGUGAUAUGUUUAAAACCGUGAAGCAUUCUUUGUGAAUUAACACCUUCAUAGCGGCGAGAAAGUGGUGUCGGGUUUAUUUUUACAGCGUUAACAUGCAGUUUGGAUAAGAAAGCCUUGUGUGAUUUGUGCCGUAAGUGGAUGGAUCAGCAAGUUGAAGACACAAGUGUUUGAUCUUGGCCUCCCCUGCUAAUGAAGGAGAAUGUGAAAGAUAAUUUGGCUCAAAUACACAUAAGCCUUUUUGAUUAGACUGGCUGGCAUUUGAUUGCACAACCUUUAAAACACUCCUCUACAUUUAAACAGAACAAAACCAUUUGUUGCAAUACAAAACCUAUUAAACGAUACUAUACUUUAGGGUACAGUAUAAUACAAUGGAAUACAAUAUGUCAUGUCAUCAUCCUGUAUUUUUCAGGAUGAUACAGGUUGAUACAGUAAAAAAUAACAGGAUGCAAUAUGAUAUGUUAUACUACAAUACAACAUGUGUCAAUAUGAUACAUUAGUAUAAGUUACAAUUACAUUACAUUACAUACAACAUGUUAGAAAUAUGAUACAAGUUGAUACAGUUUGUUACAAACUGAUGCAAUGAGGUCUGUCACUGCAUCGCUAUCUGUUGCAUAAUGGUUCCAUAUGAUAUACUACAGUAAGAUAUGAUGUGACACGAUACAGUAUUUCACCGUCAUAUAUGGUAAAAUUCAUUACAUCACAAUCUGAUCCAACAUACUAUAUGGCAGAAUAUGACAUGAUACAUUAUGAUAGAAUGAGUCACAAUGUAAUGUGAUAUUACAUUAUCAUAUACUACCAUAAAAUAGGACAUGAUACAUUAUGAUAUAAUACACUUUAAUGAUGUUAACAUUGACUUAACAGCAAGACUAUCCCCAAUACUAAAAUAUCAGUAAUUUGCACAAGCAGUAAGAUAAUUACAAAGCAAAAGCAUUUGUAGUGAUUAUAUGGCAAACUUGCUGAUACAGUAUUUUAGAGUAAGGAUAUUGGAAACAGAUACUGAUGCCAAAACUGGUAGUGAAUUUGCUCGCAUUUUUGCGAAUAUCAUAGUUAAGAGUUUUAGUAGUGGAGGCCGAUACUGAUGCGGAUAUCAAUGGUGAAUCUACUUACAUUUUUGCCACUACCAUAUAUAAGAGAAUGAUUAUUAGCAGCCGAUACUGACCCUGGUAAUGGUAGUGAAUAUGCUUGCAUUUUUGCUAGUACCGUAUUGAAAAGUAUUCAAGGCUGAUACAGAUGCCAAUACCAGUUAUCUAUAUUUUUUCCAUAUUUUAACAAAAUAGUAUUAGAGGCUGAUACUGAUCUAGGUGACAUUAGUGAAUUUCCUUACCUUUUUUGCUGGCAUCAUAUUUAACAGAAGAAUAUUGAUGCUGAAACUGAUGCCGAUACUUACUGUGAAAUUAGUGGUAUCGCAGUUUCAGGCUGGAGUAUUGGUGGCCAACAACUGAUACCAGUACAGGUUUUGAAGUCAGUUCUGUACUUGCAGUGAGAUAUCACAAUUCAUCCAGUCAUAACAGCUGACUGGUAUUGGUAUUGAUAUCAGUAUCAGUCCAGUUUUUGUCAUGUGCUCUCUACUUCUGCCUGAAUUUUGUUGUGUUUAAUCAGUAUUUACAGCUCACAGCAUGCUGGUUCAGUUGUAACAUCAAAGAUAACGAGUGUCGUGAUUUCACUCUAAUAUUUGCCAAAUUAAACAAAUGCUCUUCUUGCCAGUUCUCAUAGGAAGUCUGCCAACAGCCCGCAACCUCCCGCUGUUUCACCCUCUACUCACCCUCUCUGCAGCUCAAUUCAUUUAACCUAAUAUAAUCCAGCUGCUUUGUGGUUUCAGCUGUGCACUUACUUAAGCUGGACCCCCUGUACAGUACCAGCGGCGCCACUCCUGGCAUUUCUCUGCCAACCACAGAACAGGUAGCUUCACCAGCCACAGACUCAGAGGGGCGCACAGGCAGACAUGCCGGUCUCUUGGAAGAAGCUGGGGACUUGUGUUCAUAUGUGGGAUUUCUGUCCUAUGGUGAGUGCUUCCUGGCUAAGUCUCCUGUGAGACAGAAUCCCUGCAGAGCUUCACAGUUAUCCCGCUGCUUGUGUGAGUUUGACUUAGCUUGUCUUUUACUACGUGCUACCACCAGACUGUACGCUCAGUGGGUGGGCAAAGCAGGAGGGAGAAAGUGAGAUAUUCCUAACACUUUACUCUGAAGGUGAUUUUUAGUGACUUUUGAGGCUUUUAUUCUGGAGCUGAAAGUACAGAGACAGGAGCCCGAGCGAGAGAGGGGAGGAUGGGGGAUGACAUAUAACAAGUGGACAAAAACAAGGGCCAGGAUAGCAGUUAUUUGAGGAUUGUAAGGUCAGCUAGAGAUGACUUUGUGGCUAAGUAUUAAAAAGAAAGAUGACAACAGCAGGAGAAAACAGUUUCCCUGUGAUUGUCUGAUUUGUCCAAGUGGCAUUUUUUAUUUAUAAAGUGAUGAGAAUCAAAUUGGCAUCACUGCAUAUCUCUUAAAGUAGAAUGUACAAGAGACCAACCUGCUAUAAAAUCCACUCACUCUGUUAGACUGGUAGCUUUUCAGUCUUAAAGAUAAGGUAGGCAGGAAUCCGUGAAAGAAGCAUCUUUUUUUGUGGUGUAUAUACAAAAAAGCUUUUAAUAUCAGUCAAUAGCUAGUAGUUAUUAAUGACAUUUGGCACUAUAACAAUAUUGUUGUGUUCCGCUAUGUCUGUGUAGUCAACAUUUUCAACUUUUUGAGUGGCCCGCUCUUUCUGACUGUAAACAAAGCCAUUCACCACCUCCCCCAACCUGAUUGGUUAUGAGGCGGACGCCACUCCCUUGUGUUGUGAGGCACACUCCACAAAUAACGUUCAAGAGCCCAAACAAAGUUAGCUUGCUACAACAUCGGACAGUAGAAACCAACCAGAAAGUGUGGAAAACACACACAAUAAAACAAAGUAAAUACCGGAGACUCUGGCGGAGUAACGGGUGCUUAAAAUGGAGGUAGACCAGAGAAGUACUAAGAAGCCGGGUCAACAUCAGCAUAAACGAUGGGGGACGCAUCAGGAUCUUAUGGACCCUGUAACCUAGUUGUAAAAGUCCUGCAAACAUUGUGUUUGCUGGUAGUCUGUUGGCAUCUACAGUAGCACCAAUGCUUUUUACUUUCAAGUUGACUGGGCCCCAUUUGUAAUUAUCUGAAGUAUUUAUCUGCAUUAUAUCUGAAUUUAAUUGGAACGAUACAAGCGAGCAGGAGCGUCUAUUUGUGGGCGGGGCUUUCUGGAGCAGAGAGGGAGGGGAGAGGAGGAGCUGAGGGGAAAACUGGUUGGGAGGGGUAGUGUUUACAUUCAAGAUUUCUCCCAAAAACUGGCACUUCCUCAGAUCCUGCCUACCCCACCUUUAAAGUGAGUUUGUUUUUGUGAAAUCCAUGAAUUUUCUCUUCCAUAGAGAAGUUAAGUUAGAUUGUCUGGAUCCAACCUCCCAAAUAAUCGCCAUUCUGUACCUUUAGUACAAAGUAUAACAUUUUCAACCUUAAAAAUUGGCCAUUGAGUUCAACACUCAGUGCUAGCUUUAUUUGAACAACUAGGCUCUGCACUUAUACUUGAUUUUCUGACUAAUAAAAAUGACUACCCAUGAUUUGACAGCUGAUCUACACACAUUUAUUCAGCUUUUACAACCCUUUUUAAAAACUCUUUAAUUCUUUGAAAUCCUUUCCUGAGAUAUACACACACAUAUAUACACACACACAUGCAGCGUCACAGUGGCAGCUCGGCCACACCACGGUGCUCACUGGGUCAGAAAGAAUGGACGGAGAGUGGUGCUGAGGCAAGAGACGAGCGCAGAAUGAGGAGGAGAAUGAGAGAGGAUGCCUUCAGGGAAAGACGGAUAAAGGGAGAGAGGGAGGGAGGAAGAAGAGAGAGAGAGAGGAAGAGUGAGGAGGAGGAGGAGGAGGGCAGGAUUGCUCCUAAUUGGUGUCUCCUUGUUUAUUUAUUGCACUCCUGUGCAUCACUCUACCCACUUCUUUGCCUCUCUAUCAAUCUAUCCAUGCAUUUGUCAAUCCCAUCCAUCCCUGCUGAUGCCAGGACAUCCCAUUUGAUCCUCUCAUCGACCCCCUCCUCCCUCCAUCCCUCCUCUUCCUCUUUCCUCCUCUCUGCACUCCCUCACUCCAUAAAACCUCGUACAUUAUGUGGCAAGUGUGCGCAUGGUCCCAUACAAUGCCCUCCUGAGGCAUGAUUGGAGAGAUUUCUAUAUAAAGACGGAUAAAGCGAAGGCCGGGCUCCAGAUCAGGAGGAAGUCAGGGAGUUCACACAGACACACGCACACGAACAGUACGAGACAGGGAUGACGUUUGUGCAAGCGGGACCGAGCUAAAGUUCGCCGGGUUUUAAUUUUGGGAUGCAGUCGCCGAUGGUGAUGGAGGCGGGAGAGGCAGUCUUGCAGGUGCUGGAGGUUUGCGAGAGUGUGGAGGAGAAGAAGGAAGUGAUUGUCACCACUAUAGACCAAGACUCGAUUACCAACUCACUUCCAGGAGCCAGCUCCGGAGCAGGGACUAAAACAAGCCAGGUAGGACGGGGGCAAUGUCAACUGGUGGACUUACUUGCUUGACUGCUGAAAUUUGAAAGAAGAAGCUUUAGACAUUUGUUCAGAAUAAAAUUACAUGUUCUUCCUUACGGGGGGGAUAAUGUAUGGUGAGCAGGUGGUUAUGCAAAUCAGAAUCUGGAUUUUCAUAACCAUCCAUUCAUUGUACGUUUAUUGUUUUUUUUCACAAGCUAAGGGAUCAUUAGCUGUAGCUCUCUUAUUCCAGGAGAUAACUCAAAAUUUUCAUGUCCAGAUUAAAUUAUAUUAACCCAACUGGGCAUUUGACCUUAUAAAGGGCUUAACAAGUCUUUUGUUUGAUUCUUUUCCUGUUAAAAUUGUCAUGGCUGAAGUGCAGUCAUGUGUGGUCCCAGAAAUUUUUCAGUUUUGGCUGCAUCCAUGAAUACAAACAGACGAUUUUUCACACAUAGACCUAGCCUAGACUUUUAUUCCUGACAGCUCCCCAAGGGUGUAAUAUCUGCUGUAAGUCCAGGUGAUUAAAAUUUUCCAGUGAGUUCAGCAAAAUAUGUGACAAGCCCUGAAUCUAUAGUUGAAGCAGUUUAAUGUUAAUUGCUGAAUUAGAGGUUCUUUACCACCUUUUUGUAAAUUUCCCUCAUGUAAUCCAACUCAAUUUACUCUUUAACCAAGUGCUACUCGACUGUCAGUCUCCCAUUGUCUCACAGUCUCUGCUUUAUCCAGCGAAUUAGCCGAAGGAUCUUAAAGUGCUUCCACUCCUUGUCAUGACAAGUUCUUGGCAGACUCUUUCACUGUCCACGGCUUGAACAAAGCUGGUUUUAAAUGGCUGUGAAGAGCUCCUUCUGAAUGCAUGUUGCUAUAUUCUUCAGACACGCACUCACCUCGCCACCCAGGAGUAAGUUGAGUGCUCUUGUUCCCAGCGCUGAGCGAGGGGCUUUGUUUGCAGCCCACUCACCACUAGACAACAGGAAAAAAAACAGGCUUUUAGUGGACUUUUGAUUUAUGCUGAGGGACAAUGGCUGUUAUUUAUACUCAGGUGGAGAGAGAAAGCUGAAAAUACUCUGUUGAAAGCUUUGUUAAUGCACGCUGGCUGGCUUAGCAUGCUAGGGCUGACUAGAGUGAGCGCUAAAUAUACCUGAGUACACACGCUAACACGCACUCCAGCUAAAUGUAGUGGUGGUAUUUCCCAAAAGCCCAUGUGAGUAAUUGUAGUCGUAAAUUAUUUUUGCAGGUUAGUUUUGUUUAUCGGGUUUCAAGAAAAUGAAUUCUUAUUUCAAAUAAAGGUCCUUGCACACCAGGAGCAUUUUUUUCGUGCGAUUAUUUCGGACGUCAGUAAUUUUUUUCCGAACCCGUAUCCUGUCAAUACAAGCGUUAACAUCAGCAACGUUUUCCUGUCCUGCGAUAUUGCGGCAUUUAUUUUUUUGCAUCACGGUCAAUUUUUCUAAAGUUACGCAUAUUGUGUGUCCACUUCUGACCAAUCAGAUUGCGCAUUGUUGCGACGUCAGAUUCACGGUGUAUCCAACAUGGCCGACCAGCUGAUUGUUUAUGUGUCGGAGAACAGAGUGCUUUUUGAUAAAAAAACACAAAUAUUACAAAGAUAACGACCUGAAGGACAACUUGUGGAGAGUCAUAGCGUCGGAUUUCUCAUAUGACGAUGGUUUGUGUGCUUUAACAGUUUGCUAAACGUCUUUGUUUUAACUUUCAUCUGUGCUAAGUAACUUUAGCUCAUAAGCUAACCUGUUCAGAUACAACAUACCAUAUGUAUUUUCACUGUCUCAAACUCAAUCACGUUGCUGUCACAGCACCAUUAGGUCUCUGUUGUUACCUUACGUUUAUGGAUUAUAGUUUAAUGUGCUUAUCUGGUUCUGGCCCCGACUCAGUACAUGCUAUCAUGACAGACAGUCAUCUCAACACUAGUGUCUAAUCAGAACUGAAAAACAGUCAGUCUGCUGUUGUGUCAGUCUUCUCGCUUCCACCCGGGACGCAUCUUUUUUUCCCCCCAGAAAGUCACAAAAUCACAUUGCGCUUGAUGUGUAUAGUCAGGCGCGUCAAAAUUCGCCUCUGAAUAUUUUGUAAUUUUGCGUCGUAUAUUUGCAUCGUUCCUGGUGUGUGAGGACCUUAAGUCUGACACACCCCAAAACUUCUAAACCCGAGCCUGAACAACCAAGGAGGCCUAUUCCCAGAAAUCACAUUGCUUCACCGACAGUUUAAUGUCCCUCAACCCACUUUUUAUCACAGAAUCAGGCGAGAAACUGACACCUUUCACUGACGCUUUCAAGUUUUUACUCUGAAUAACAGAAAGUUAGCUUGGAGACAAUAGCAUUUUUGCUAGCUUUUGGUUCAGUGGUUUCCUGAAACAACUUGAGCUUCACGAUGAAGUUAUACUGUACUCUUGGUUAGGUACAUAUCUAACUAAUUCUGUAAAUUUGCAGUCUUAAAUCUAUCUUGAUGUCUACUUUCUUGCUCUAAACACUAGUAUGACUCUGCUCUCCUAUGAAUUUAGUAAGAACACGUCAUGUUGAAUGUUUCCAUUCGUCAGCCCCGUCUCUUCGUCUCUUCCCUGUGCUGAGGAGCUGCUUGUAAAACCUUGUCUCGGCUGAAUAAAUCACUGCAGACAGAGGACAAGAGUAGACCUGACAGGUGUUUAGUUGCGGUGCGUACACCCAUGACGUGUAUGUGGUUGUGAGGGGAGGAUGUAGUGGUAAUCAUCUCUGGCCCUUGAACUUCUCUCCCUCCUUUCCUCCCUCUCUGGAUCAAUUCUUCUCCUCUCUUCUCUCUAAUUGGCUGCCUUGUUAUCAGACAUUUCUGUCACCCUCUUCCUUUUUCCUUCUUUGUUCUCUGCGUCUUCCCUGUUCCUCCUUGUUUCACCCACUUUCAUUUGAUGAAUGGGACCAGGCCUCCUGUAGAGGCUGCUGGUACUGAACCAGAUCAGCCUGUGGUGAUUGGUUAAUCCCCUGAGCAAAUGUGGGUCAGUGGUGCCUAUAUUUAGUCCUGUAGGCAAAGGGAAAACCCAGGUACAGUAGUAAGGAGCCAGCAACAACAAUGUGGCGGAUUAUGAUUAGACCCAGGAGGGCUGGUUCUGCUACAUCGAGCAUUGUGGCCAUGAUGCUUAAAAAAACCAUCUUCAGUUUUGCUUCAUUUUCAAUUCCUCAAAAACUCAAGGUCAUAUCCUUGUUUUGAACCUUUUGAUGUUUUUGUAAGUAGUUUAAUAGAAUUAUUGUGUGACUUCUGUGAUGAUUGGUCAAAAGUUUAGGUGAUAUUUUGCAUAAACACAACAUAUGGAGUCUACUUGUGGGAAGAGGGUCCUGUGGACAGGGCCAUCUGUGUUCAUCUCAUCCACCUGACUUUGACAGUCAGAUAUAUAAAAAAUGUAUUGUGAAUAUUUAAUGGGGGAUUCACAAAAACAAGGUUGUUUCUUUAGCUGCUUGGCUGCUAAAGAAACCCCCUCGCGCAAACUUUAAGGCGUGAGAAUUUACAGUGUAAAAGUUGUCGGACUUGUUGCCAAUGGUCUUGUUUGCUUUUGUAUAUCAUGAAAAAGCAUCAAUUUGACUUUCAGUGUGUUUUGUAACAACGAAAAAACUCAGAACAGGAGCUUUAAGGUGGUUUAACGGGUUCAUAACCUUAACUACUGCACAGAGUUACUUAAAAAACACUCCUCUAAAUUUUCAGUCUCUCUGUCUGAAACAAUGAUGAGCAUGUAAGGUAAAAGAAGAUGAUAAAGUUCCUGAGCCCUGAAGCGGUGUGUGUGUGUGUGUGUGUGUGUGUGUGUGUGUGUGUGACUCAUGAAACAAGGCCGUUGAGUGCUGAUGAGUGUAGGCAUGUGGAGCUGUGAUUCAUGUCUCCCCUGAGCAUUCUCAAGGUACACCAUGGUCAGGGAGACACUCUUCCUUACAACUAAUGCUUAUUGAUUUCCUUUCUCUCUCUCUCACACACACACUUACACACACACACAGAGUAUCUUGUCUUCUUGAGCCAGACGGCGGCCAGACAGGAUUACACUUAAGAAUCUGUCAAUAGUUGAGUGGGAAGGAUAAACACUACCGCACUUCCCAAGAACCAGGUGUGUUUUAUUUACUCAUCCAGACAAUAAAAAGUUUUAAAGCAGAGUUAACCAUUUUAACAGUGGCAUUUCUAUUAUAUCUUGUUAUAUUUGUUUGGGGGGAGUGGUGAUGUUAUUUUGGAUAAUGAGAGAAAUAAGUCAACGUUCUGAGAAAACCGCAUAAAUUUCACAUAAUCACAGGAAAAUGCAGACAAUAAAAUGUUUGCAUGUAUGUCCAUUCAGGGCCUCUGUAUACCUGUACUCAGUCAUGUGAAUUAAUUAACCAACAAUAUGAAUUGUUACAUUCAAAAAGUUGACCAAACUGGGUUUUAAAACAUUCAGCUAUUGCAUGGCAACAGCGGCGAAGGCUUCCAGAGCGCUGGGAUAACCAAUCACAUUCAAGCAAAGAGUCUCUGGGCUGUAAAUCAUGAAAGGACAAUAUUGUGCCUGAAUAUGAGCAAAACACUCCUGAUUUCAUGUUUCCCAUCGUGUUGUUCAAGAGUUUCUGUUGAUAUUUGCUAGCUACACCACAAGUUAGCCACAACUUUUAAGAUACAGGGAACUAAAUUCGGAGCAAAAUGUAAAAUCUCAAAUGAGUUUUAUGUAUAAAAAUAAAGUUUAAAAAACUGUUGACUGUUUCUGACACUUAUUGGCGAAACACAGUUAGAGUAACAAAAAGAUAAAGUGCUAGCUAGCUAACCCGCUGGAAAAAGCUAACCGGAGCAGACAUUAAAGGGAUAUUCUGGCGUAAAAUUAAUUUAGGGUCAAACACACCAAAACACUGAGUUAGACACCCCCUCGAGAGAUAAAUGUUGCCGACUUUUACCAACUUUAGUAACGAUCAUUUCUUCAUGGAGAUGCAAUCAGACCGAGACGCUAAGGCAGAAGAACCACCACAUCUGCUGUGCAAAAUGAUCAAUAUGGUGAUUAUUACUUCAAGGAAAUGAUCGUAAAUGUUCCUCCUUGAGCUGCGUCACCCUGCAGCAGUCCAUAAUGGACUGGCCUAAGGUCUCGCUACAAACAAGCGGCUGCUGGAAGAGAGUGGGUGAGUUGUGUUUAGUCUCUUUGCCAAAGAAAUUGGGACCUUAUAUGUACUGUUGAUGAAGUUAGUUGCUGUUCUGAGCAUUAUUUGUGGCUAUAGAGUGGCUUUUUGGUUGAGGUUUGUUUAUGGCUCCUCAGACACUCUUGCUAUCGUGCGGUCGUUACUAAAGUUGGUAUAACUAGAGAAGCAAGCGGUCUGCAACAUUCAUCUCUCAAGGAGGUGUCUAACACGGUGUUACACUGUGUUUGACCCCAAAUUAAUUUACGCCGGAAUAUCCCUUGAAGCUUGCAGCAAUUUUUGUAGCGAUACCGAUUGUUGACAAAUUCAACAUUUUGAUGAAUCCAUCAUGCUAGGCUGACAAUUGUCACUGUUUACUAUUGUUUCCACUGAGUAAGCGUAAGAUAGUAAACCUUGUUUGUUCAGUAUUUUGAUCACAACCAUUAAAAAUGUGUUAUUUAUAAACCCUCAAAAUCCAUGAGGAUGUAUAAACAUGCAGAAAUAAGUGAUUCGCAGAUACUCACUCCUUACCACUGGUAUGUUAGGUCCCCACACAGACAGAGUCAUGCCUCCCCACGCUGACCUCUUGAACCCGGGUCAUGCAUUCCACCCCCUGGUUCACUGCUCAUGAGAUCACGCAGUUGUGAUGUCAGGCUAUUUUUAAAGCCGUGCAGACAGUCAGUGAGUAUUUAUGACCAAACUGUGAGGUCAAAAGUCAGAUAAAACUUGGGUUUAAGCACCGUUGUUAUCAAAGAGGUUAUCUAUGAAAACUUGAACAAAAACUGUUGGCAUAUUUCCUUAGAUGAUGAUGCUGCAAUGGAUAGAAAAUAAUGCAAAUGGCUGUGAGAAUUGUCUUUAACUUCACGCUCAUGAGCACCAAAAAAAAUAUAUUUCAUUAUGAUUUUUUCCCUUUGACACCAACACUCAUGUGGGAUAGUUUGUUGCUGUGGCCAUCAGCGUGAUCAGACUUUGGAGACGUUUCUUUUUCUGGUUAAAAUGGGCAUUUGACUAUGCACAACAGUUAGCAUAAUUUGUUUAUAUUAAAAGCCUUGAGGCUAUGAAGCGUAAUAUAACAGACACUAAUACAGUGUCUUGAUAUUUGUGUCUAGUCAAUAAUCAAAGUUGAUAUUAUGAUUUCACCACUUGCAAAACAAAUCCCCAAAUAUGUAUGAUCCCCAAUGGAACAUGGGUUCAGCCAUUAAAUAAAGCGGUAGAUUUUUAGCAGUGCUGAAUUCCUUCAAUACAUAGAUAAGAUGAUUUUUCACUUAUUUUACACAAACACGACAAAAUUUUUUAAAGACUGUUUUCUUCUAAUGGUCUUUUAAGGAGAUCUCUUUAAUACAAAACAAACAUGGAAUAUCACUAACUCUAUUUUCUAUUUAAAAAAAAAAAGAUGAAAAAAUGUUCCUCCGCUUUUCCCCCUUAUGUUACAUUUGGUUUGUAGAUUUUCUAUGUUAAGCCUUGGAGUUGAUUCAUUAGCUUCUCUCUUGUUUUAAAGCUUACCUGAGCAAUACCGCUACAAGCUAGUCCUCCCAUUGUUCUGCCUUAUCUUUUAUUCUGCUGUUUGAACCCCUGAGGGCAGUGGGAAAUCCUCCGUCCCAGCACACCAUCAUCCUCCACCUUCUCCUCCCAACCCCCUCAGUCUAAAGUAAUCAUAAUGCAUCUCCUUCACUGCAAGGGUGAGGCUAAUGUCACUGAUACAACCUUUAAAACAGGCCUCCAUACAGCUGGACUGCACUUUUCUGAGUAUGUCUUCACUUAAGUCCUCUUGUAGCUGGUGGCAGUUUAUUAUCUGACCUUUUUUGUCCCUCUGCUGGCAGAGCAGCACUCAGACACUCACAGGCCCACGUUAGCAGCUUGUUAUGAUUGCAGCAUAAAGAGUCCUUAUCUUUCUGGUUCUUACACCGACACUGCUGACCUUCAUUAUCUACGGAUGCAGCCAGACCCAGACGUCAGCAUGUAGCCCAGUUGGCAGCUCGCUCUGUUUACUUUUUCCACUUCCCAUCUUUAUUUUUUUCUUUCCCACGUGUUUGGAAGGAACCUCCCUUGCCUUUUUGGAGUUGCAGUUUCUGCCCGUUUCUAUCUGAUGGCACAGCUCCUGGUGGAAAUCCACUUAGAUGCACUACCAUGAGAUAGCAUAGUUUUCCAGGAGCAUGGCUCAGAUAAAAGCUUUCUCUCAUAAUAUUUUCAAUCCUCUGAUCCCAUCUCUUUCAUUUCCCCCUUGAGCUAUGUGGCUAUAUUGAGCUCAAACUGCAUUCAGCUGCUGUUUUUUUUCUACUUUGUGUUUCUCUAGACCUGCUGAAAUCCCUGGUAACAUCCCAAUUUCCUUAAUUACACAGUUUCUCUGCGCUGAAUCCACUCCACAUGAAGUAGUAUAUGAAGCUUUUUAGAACAAUGAAAUCAUCUCUGACAUUUGUAACAUCUGUGGCUUAGUUUUUGUGAUGUUCUUGUUAGUGUUUUAACCUUAUUUGCUGUUUUUGAUACUUUGGAGUUUGUCUAAAUGGUAUAAAUAGUUCUCUUAAUGGUUUCCUUUUCCAUGUUUUCAGGAUGACAACUGGGGCGAAACCACCACAGCCAUCACCGGCACAUCAGAGCACAGCCUCUCUCAGGAGGACAUUGUCCGCAUCACCAAGGAUCUGGAGGACAGCGUGGGCUUGGACUGCCGCCGUUACUUCACCCUGACCCUCGCCGUCAUCCUGGGCCUGCUGGUUUUCCUGACGCCGCUGGCCUUCCUCGUCCUCCCCCACCUCCUCUGGCCGGAGAAGCUACAAGGCUGCGGCACGGCCUGCGAGGGCCUCUUCAUAUCCGUGGCCUUCAAGCUGCUUAUACUGCUGCUGGCUGUGUGGGCGCUGUUCUUCAGGCCGCCGAGGGCCGGCUUACCGAGGGUGUUUGUAUUUCGGGCGCUGCUGGCUGUGUUGGUGGUGCUCUUCGUGCUCUCUUAUUGGCUGUUCUACGGAGUCAGGAUACUUGACUCACAGGUGAGCUUUAGGAAAGGUUGCUGGCGUGAAAUAUAAUAGCUCCAACUUAAAUCAUGCACACACAGGAGACUGGAAUAAAUCAAACAGCUGUAGGAGGGGGUUCAUAUUUGCAUAAACAUUCAUUUUUAAUGCCUCCAGAGCUAAAAUAACCACAAACAUCCAAAACACAGAUAUUUGGUUUCCCUGUUGAGUUGUUUGCUGUUUGACUCAAUUUGAACUCCCUGUUGGACCCUCAUUUAGAGGGAUUGCUCACACACACACACACACACACACACACACACACACAGAAAAAGGAGUUCCCACCCUGUGAAAGUAUCUAAAUAUUCAUAUGCUCUCCAUCUUGUCUUACAUGUGAAUUAUCUCAUUUUUUAGCCUCUGGGGCUUCUUUAUGCAGUCGAUAGUUUACUGUACUCUUUGUUUCCAGGAUGAGAACUACCAAGGCAUCGUGCAGUACGCUGUGUCCCUGGUGGACGCUCUGCUUUUCAUCCACUACUUGGCUAUUGUCCUGUUGGAGCUCCGGCAGCUCCAGACGUGCUUCUCUGUGUGCGUCACGCGCUCAACGGACGGGGAGACCAGGCACUACAACCUGGGACAGCUCAGGUGAGACGCACCUUUUGUCAAAUUUUGAUUUGAGAUGUGCUUAGAGGAGAUUUUUAGGAGUUUUGUGCUGAAAAUAAAAUGCGCUAAUUGUGCAAUUAAAGUCGGAAAUGUUGUUAAAUUCUCCCCUGUUGUUGCUCCACUUGGAAAUUAAGGCUAAAAAGACUCACAGGUGCAUGUUUUAAUGCAAAUUGACCAUACUGAGACAUUUCUAAUGACUGCAGCGACACUAACAGGGGCUGUUAGACUUGAGGUGAAAUACCCAGAUGACCUUAAAGAUCAGGAUUAAAAGGACAAGACAUGAGGUGAAGAGAGAUAUGCAGAUGUGAGUGAUCAGAGGAGAGGUGGAGAAAAGAUGACAUGUGGGUGAGAUGAAGGCAGAGGAGAAGAGGGAAACUGGGACAUCUUAAAAGAGAGAGAGAGAGAGAGAGAGAGAGAGAGAGAGACUGGGAAAGAAAGGAGGAAGUCACAAAUAAGAGGAAGGAGUAAUUACAGGAGCAACGACGAGGAGGAGUGAAAGAGCAGCGGUGGACUGAAUGUUAAACCAGAGGAGGGAGGAAAUAAAGAAACAAGGAGGCGAGCUGGAAAAGUGGCUGACAGGGAGAGGAAAACUGUGCCAGGAGAAGAAAGGAAGGGCGGGGAAGACUUCAGAGAGGAAACUCCUCAGAAAAGAGCUGCAGACAGAGGGGUGGGGUGCAGAGGGAAGACCCUGGAGACCUAACACUCCAAGAAGAGGAGGGGGUGAGAGAAGAGAAGAGAGGAGGAGGGAUUAAUAGUUAAUGGGAGGGUAGUGUUGGAGAAUCCUAAAAUGUAUGUGGGAAUGGAAGAGAAGGAAGGCGUGUGUGUGUGUGUGUUUGUGUGUGUUUGUGUGGAGGAAACAGCCCAGACUAGACCAACCAGGUUUUUAUAACCUCAACGUCUCUGAGGAAAAACAGGAUGAGCCCAUUUUUAACCAAACACAGCAGCAGGUAUCAAUACACAGCCCCCAGAAAAGAUGCUCAUAAGCCUGCAGGUGGAUCAUAAAAGCUGAUGGAUUUAAAGACAGACAGGGACCUCACUUUAUGACAGGAUGGAUGAAACAUAAACCUACUGUAUAGCUUGCAUUUUGCCAUAAUUGUACUCCAGGAUCUCACAAGUGGCACUGUGGUGUUUCUGUGUCUGUAGAUCUUUUUCCAAAGUCUCCCUGUAUCAGGACAAGAAACUUUGUCCUGUAUCAUAAAAAAGUUUAAUCAGUGUAGCUGGAGUGUUUCAUACACUCAGAUUAAAAACAGUCCUGCACUUAACCCCCCUUUUGUAUGCUAUCAUUUUGACACUAUUGAUUUUUUCUGUAAUACUCAGUUGUUUAUUCAGAGGGAUUAGCUUUCCCAGUAGAGUCUUUGUUUUCUGCCAAAUACUUUCAGAGCUCCCUGAUGACUGAGGCAUUUUUAAGCAAAUGGAGGUGUAUAAAUAAAUGUGAUAAACAGUCAGUGCUUUGAUACGAGUGUAUCUGAUUUCACAGAAAACAGGCAUGAUGUCAGUAAUGCAAAAUACGGUCACUUACAUUGAAGUUUAAAUCAUCAAAGAUACAAACCAAUACAAGACAAGGAUGAUCUCUUAUCGUCUUAGGCAGCACCGCACUGAAACCAGACAUGGCUCUGUAGUGGAAAUCACUGCAUUGGCUCAAAAUGACACAAUACUUAGGGUUGUGUAUUGGCAGCCAUAUCUAGACUGUACUCGAUUGUUUCUUACACUUAUGAGUUAAAAAACACUGAAAUAUAUUGUGUCUUUUUUCUCCUUUUUCAUAGUUUGUCGCAUCUUUUUUUCUAAACAUUAACUUUAUAAACAAGAACACACAUUCUAAACACAAAUAUGAGUCCGCAGUCCAGCAAAAACAUACAAACAAGCCAAACUUACACCAAAUAAAUAAAUAAAUAAAUAAAUAAUAAAUAAAAUAAAAAAUAAUAAUAAUAAUACACCCUAGGAAGUCUAUACUCGAUUGUUUCUUACACCAAGUGUCUAAGUCAAAAAUCUGUCAUAAUUUUUACAUUGACCUGUUUUUGUUUGUUUUGUUUGUUUGUUUGUUUGUUUGUUUGUUUGUUUUUGGAGGGGGGGUUUCUUUGGAAGUUUUGUCUGUAUACUGUUGGUAUACUGGCUCUUUUUUUGUUCAUUUUGCAUAAAUAUUUAUAUAAAACUGAAUAUAAUCCAAAAAAACAAAACAAAACAAAAUAAAACUUAGGGUUGUAUAACUAUUCAUGCAGAACAAACUGGAAUUGUAAGGUGUAAAGAUUUUUCAUUGGUGGAGAUAGGACUGUGGAGUGUGUGUGUGUGUGUGUGUGUGUGAUGGAGUGGUCAGUGUGUUCGCCUUCUGCCUUGGGGGCGUCGUCCUUUGUAAGCGGUGCCAUUCAUCCCGCUUGGUCGGCAGCAGGCCUGGCCUUACUCUGUUGUCCGUCUGUGACUGUAAACACACGGCUAAUUAGUGCUCCCUGUAGACCGGAGUACGGCAUCUGGUCAGCCUGACACACAAACACUGAUGCUAACGUGUGUGUGUGUGAAGGAUAAUUGUAUCAUAUAGAUGCAAAUGACAGAAUCAUGCAGAUGUAACCACAAACAUGAGCAAAUAUCAGAUCAGAGAUCUCUCAGCGGCUGCUGCUCACAUUCCUGUUUCAUUCCUAUCUUUUCGUCUUAUCAUAAUGGAGAUGCAGCCCGGGGCCCCGAAGGCUCUGACGUCUCUUGUCUGUCUGCUCGGCCUUUGAUGCCAAACUGAGGGCCAGAGGAAGCUUUUUUCGGCCUCCUUGUCGGACCAGAAAGGCUGAAUAUGGAUGCAUUCCUGACAGAGUUGUUGGAAAUGAGGGUGGGGGUUAAACACAUUCACAGCUGGAGACUUCCCAGUUUACAUUCCCUCUCUGGUUCCCCUCUCAGAUCAGUCACUAGAAGCAACAUUAGAGGCCUGCAAUGUUGUCUGUAGUCAAGCGGCGUAGUUAAUAAGGUUUUCUGUUUUGUUUGCUCGGCUUAAUAAUUGAUCGAAGUCAGGAAGCUAGAGGAGCUCUGACUCAGCCUAAUUGAUCACUGAACAAUAGUCCUUUGUAUUGGAGAUUUCGAUGCUUAAGACAAGAGAUGUUUGUCCAGGUUAUAUUCCUUUGGGAGGUGUGAUCACACUCCUACCUGCCCCUCCGACAGAAACAAGAACUCCCUUCUUUCUGCCUCGCUGUUGAAACAAAAGCCCACAAUGUGUGUGCUUUCAGGAGCCCUCUAUCCCAUGAGUGAUUAAUUGACACUUUAAUAAAGUAGUUGGCUUCAUUUGCAUGCUGUUAUUGAACCUAAAUACCACUAGGGUCAGGGGUCUUGCCACGAUCCUCCCCUGGGAUAAUAGAGAGCGCGUGCUGCUGGCUAGCAUGCAUUGUGGUUCAUGUAUAUUGAGUUAGUGUUCCACGUGGCAGUGAGGGCUUCCACACUAAAACCCACUUCCACACAAGCAAACACUCUUAUUUUAUUUUUUUAGCUUAUAAAGAGCAACAUUGGUGCCCAUGUAGAGUCUUCUUUGACCUCAAUUCUGCUAGCUCUGUACCGUUAGCGACUGGCUAGGUAGUGUUAGCUAGUUUUUUUGUGCUGAUUACAACAACAUAGAAGAAAAACUGAAAAAAAAGUGAUGAAAGUUUAGCUUUUUUCAAGAUUUCUGGGCGUUGAACAGAAAUGAUAACCAAGGUUGCUAGCCUUCUAGCUUGGUGUUACCAAGAGUCUAAUUAUCUAUAUCUCAUGUAACGAGUGAUCUUUAGUUAGCUUAUGAUGUUUUAUGUAGAUUAAGAAGCAAUUUUGUGUUAAUCUAAUGGUUUACUUAAAGCUCCUCUGAGGAAUUUCUGACAUGUCUCAGCUUUGGCGCCCUCUGUGGACACAACAGUCUUGUUCCUUACAUGUUCAGUUUGUAUCUUCUGUCAAAAAAAUCUCCUCCUGCUGAUUUUCAAUAAUCAAAUAUUUCUUUUUUUUGGUGGAUUAUGAUAUUAAAAAAUGUGAAUCAUGUCGUAAUGGUUCAGUUUAAUUCUGUUUUGUUAACGUCAAAAAAUUCCCCAGAGGAGCUUUAAGUAACUUAACCCUAUCUGUCACACAGAAUUUCAACAUUAGCCAGUCAUGUUGAACCAAGUACAUCCUGAGUGUGUUAAAUUGAAUUGUUGGUUGAAUAACAGGUGAAAACACUCCACUCAUGUACAGUCUGAUUAACUGUGGUGUGUUAUGAAAGGCGAGUGGUGGCACGUUCGUUCACCCGCACUUUGCAGGAUCAGGAUGUGGUUUAAGGGUGCUGGUGGAGCUCACAUCAGACCCUGAAUGCUUUUACUUCAGACCUCUUUUCCUUGAUCCUCCCUCAGUGACUUCCUUCUGUUACUGCUUGAGCCACUUAGCAUAAGAGUUCCCACAAAAACCUUCAUUUGAGUAUUAGUUUUAACUUGGUGAUGUCUUGUUUCUAGUUUCACUUUCCCUUAUUUUACCCUUCAAAAACUUUCGUCUGUGCUUUUGCCCCCCCUUUAGUAGAUUUCAGUUUCUGUUUUCCAGAAAGACAAGAAGGAUUUCUUUAGUAGUAGCGACUUUUCAAAGAAAGCUAAGCAGGUCUUUGGGCUAAUUCUUCCCUCUGUUUCUGCCCUCUCCUGCUCUCUUUGUUGGUUUUUUGUAUUCAGAGAGAAGUGUAGAAUUACUGCAGGGAUUUCCUUGUGUUCAAUGUCACAAGUGUGGAAAAAAAAAUCCUUUCUCACAUUCCUGUCUCUUUUCCUGGAGCUCAGACUCUCACAGCGGAGUUAAGCUUACCUGUAUUUUACCUGAAGUAUUCCCCUCUGUUCACACUUUCCUUUAAUAUCUUCUCCUCUCCAGUAUUCAGCGAGCAGCUCUGGCCAUCUUAGAGAAUUACUACAGCGACUUCCCAGUCCACAACCCUGCGCUGCUUUCGGCCUCAAAGUCCAGAGCAGCCAAACACCUGGCCGGCCUCAAGGUCUACAACGUGGAUGGUGAGUUCCCAGCAGCCCGUGCUGAGGGUGAGUGGGACUGUCUUCUAACUGCAUGUUGUUUCUUUGGUGUUUCUGUCCGGUGCGGUCUCUAAAGGUCUACUUUUCCUUCCUCAAGCAAGAAUUCUCCGGCAAAAUAUGACCAGGAUGAUAGUAAAAAUUUCAACCUGAGCAGUUAUUAAUAGGGCCCGACCGAUUUAUCAGCGAGCCGAUUAAAUUGGCCAAUUUCAGCCCGUUUGAGACUAAUCGGUAAUCGGCCAAAACUCACAGAUUUUCACCGAUAUUUUCAGAAAUAAAAUGCGAAGAAUAAGAUUCGGUGUCACUUCGAAAAUGUCCCGCCAUUUGAAAAGUUCCCCGACUUAUCCUGUAGAUGGCGCAGCGACCUCAUGACAAUCUUCAUCCACUAACUACCUCACAGCACAGCAGAGUGACGGAGCUGAAGCAGGCAGCUCAAGGACACACAGAGGAGAGUGGUCCGCCUCAACGGUAAAUAAACUAGUUUGUGAAAUACACAAUAAGUCAACAAGUUUCAGUUCAACCCACUUCGCGAUGUUCCCCGAUGGUCACGCCGAGUUAACGGUGAAGCACCAUGUAAUAUGCAAGCUAAAGUUAGUUAGCCUUCUGCUAUUAGCCUUGCUACACUGUUAAAAUAAACAACUGUACACAUUACGUGAUCAAGCUUCUUCUCUUACUGAGGCAGCUGCAUGUCUCCAGGUGAGACCGAACUGGAAAAGAGUAACGUGAGUUAAGACGCGGAGACACCGAUCCGCGGGGUGGUAGUUGAAAACGCUUCCCUGGUCCGAGUUUGAUUAGUUGGUCUUCCUGUCGGCGUAAAGAGCAGUAGCCUACAGUAUGUAUAUAUUUUUUUAUAACUUUAUAAAAAAAAAUUUAAAAUCGGCCAAUUAAUCGGUAAUCAGAUUUUUUUACCCCCUAAUAAUCAGCAUCAGUAUCAGCAUCUGCCCCAAAAAAUCCAUAUCGGUCGGGCCUUAGUUAUUAAGUAGCAGAAGAUGUUAAGAUUGAGCUACACAUCUGCAUAAAAUCUCCACAUUGCUGAACACAGUGGAAGUCUUCACAUAAAAUCACAGUUUAUACUUCUUUCUUAGAUAUAAAGGAACUCAGUCUGUGAGCGUGUUAUAACAGGAAAGUAUUUGUUUUUAUUAGUAGCUGUUGAGUGAGCACAUGCAUCAACACACGUGGUUAUUCGACACUUGCUUUAAUUUCACUCUGGGACCUUUUUAGCCUUCAGGAAAUGCUCCGCUCGAUUGUUAAUUCCCUCCUCUCCUCAUGUGUCUCUCAACUCUGUCGCUAAGAUGUCUUUAGAGCUAAACUGAAAGCCUACCUGUUGGACAGUAAGUAACUUCAACGCUGCUUUUAAUGAAGCCCCCCCCCUCACAGACUGCCUGUGUUCACUCCACAAAAGCUAUCCUGAAAUCUCCAGGCCUGUCAGGCGUCCUCGAAGCUUAAACGAAAGCCUCCUUUUCACCCAGUGUAACACACACUCUUCAACAGCAGAUCCACUCACUCUCACCCACUCCUCUUCACUCCUCUCGGCAUGCCACAGGUUGAUGAAAAAAGUUGGCCAGUCCUCACGACAGCUGACGGAAUGUAACACAAACCCUCUAUUAAAUUAUCACUCUCCCUUAAGUGUACUCAAGCUUCACUUAAGUGCUCUGACUUGACUCCCACUUGGUUUCUUUGUUAUUUUUUCUGCUGCCAUUUCUUUCCCGUCUUCGUCCACCCUUGCUGAAAAGUUAGCGGAGACAGCGGCGGAGAUGGCUGAUAAAUCAAUAGCUAUUACUCUGCCGGUCCUGUCAUUUCUCUCUGGUGUCUCAUCCGCCUUCGUUCUCAUCCUGCAGCAGCGGCAGCAGCAGCUGCUCGGGGACCUCUCCUUCUCUCUUCGUCUCUCUUAUUGCGAGCUCUCACUUCGCUCUCUUUUGCCCUGCAGCCGCACAGACAUUGUAAUAAAUAAGCUGAAUCCAGGCACAGACAAUAAUCUACCCUUGAUUAAAGAUAAGUGAAGCCCUGCACACAAAGCGGCUGUAACACUCAAUUACAGUGUGUUGAAAUGGGUUUAGGUGCUCUUAUGAUGCCGUAGAUGCUAUCCGGUGGGUAUCUUGUUUUCACAGCGCUAGAUAUUGAGGUUAGGAGAUGAACCUCUGCAGAUAAAAAAGUGAUUUCUAAACAGAAAUCCUCCAAAGUCUAAAAUAUAUAUUUUAAAAAAGAUAAAAAACUUACAAUGCUCUAGCCCUCUCUUUAAGUUCCAAUCUUGCAGAAACAAGAUAAUUAUCUUAUGCAAACAAGUUCUAGCGAGCAAUCUUGUUAAGACUGUUUAUUUGUUCACAGAAACAUAUAUUGUCCACUUUGAGGAAGAAUCUUUAUUUUACUGAUGCAAGCUAAAAUCUUGCACACACUUUAUAUCAAAUCUUGGCAAACCUUAUUUAAUCUUGGGUGCACAUUACAUCAACUUUGUACCAACUGUCUUUCACCACAAGGGAACAAGAAAUCAUAUAGUCAUUUAUCUUGUCCAGAUAGUUCUUUUCUUUUGUACACAAGAUUUUUUUACUUUACAAACUAGUCGUUAUCUUGUGUGAACAAGAUGAUUAUUCUGUGCAGAGCAGGAAUUCGUUUCAAGGGAAAAAGAAUUCCUGUACAGAGAAAAAAAAUAUUGUUUUGUUGGUGCAAGCUAUCACCUUGUGCAUUGCAAAAAUCCUCUUUUCUUUUCAGAGAAGUUAUCUUGUUUGCACAAGAUAGCAACCUUUACUAGUCUGUUAGAUUUGUGAGAUUGAGAAGUCUUUGUAGGGAAAACUUUUGUCUGGUCAAAAACAUUUUUACGGUGUGCACAACACAACUAUCUUGUGCAGACCAGUUAUCUUGUCGAAACAAAAUAACUAUCUUGUGGGCACAGCAUAAAUAUCUUGUGAGGACCAUCUAUUCAUGAAAGGGAACCAGAAGGAAAAAUAUAUUUUGUUGGAUUAAGUUAACACCUUUUGCAUGCCAAAAAUCUUUUAUUUUAUUUUAUUUUUGCAAACAAGCUAUUAUCUUGUUUUCACAAGAUAACUUCCUUUUGUGGACCAUUAUGUUUGGUUGAACUGAGAGAUGUAUCAUGGGGAAACUUUUUAUCUUGUCAGAAAGAGAUUGUGAAAACAGAACUUUCUUGCGCAGACCACACAUAAUCUUGUGGAAACUAGAUAAUCCUUUUGUGUGAACAAGAUAUUGUGUGGCUGUUGUGUCUUUAAUGCCUUGUGCCAUAAAUGUACUUUUGGUUUAAAGUUUUUGAACAAGAUCUUAAGCAUCUGGGCCCAGGAUGAAAAACUUAGCUGCAGCAGAUAGCUUUUGCGCUCAAGAUAAUCACUUUUUUGCUAAAGAUUUUGUCACUUUUCUCUUUAUUUUGAUUGAAUUCGUAAGUGUUUCAAAUCAGCAUGCUAAUAUAACUCUUGCAUUAACUCCUGCUAACACCGAACAAAGUUUUUAGCUCAUUAUUUCCCACCCUUAACUCUGAUCCCAGUGCAGUGACGGGCUGAACACUCCCUCCUCUUCAUCCAUGAAUUAUUCUGUCCAUGCUCCAUCCCUGCCCGCAUUGAUAAUUCAGCAGAUCUGCCUUCUUUUAACCUGCAUUAACACUCGGCUGGGUUCAUCUGCAGCCUCCCAUCCUAAUUCCAAAAAUCUCACCGUUUUUGAAGUCGCUCAAGACGCUCCUUUAAUUAGAGUCCAAGUGGUUGAAAAAAAGGAGCUGUUUGGAUGUCUUUAGCAGUAUGAGAGUAAGUGAUGUUUUUAGGAUUCACCAGUGGAAUAAUAAAAGAUAACGAGUUUGUGCGGCUGUAACUCGUGGUCCUAGGGGGGUUUUGAUAGAGGAAGUGGGCCACCUUUAAUGUGCAUCAAUAAUCCUCACCUCCCCUCUAAAAGCACAUUACCCUCUAUGUCAUCAUCAGACUUCUUUGUUCCUUUACCUUUGUUUCUCUAAAGUAAUUCAGACACUCUCAUACAUGUAUGAAAAGUAUCCUGUCUUAUAAUCCGUCUGUGCAGGUCCUGGGAACAAUGCAACAGCAGGGAUGGCGCACUCCCAGUCCAGAGCUAUGAUCGCAGCUGCUGCACACCGCAGAGACGCCAGUCACAACGAGCUGUACUACGAGGAGGCGGGGCAUGAGAGGCGUGUUCGCAAACGCAAAGCACGGUAAUAUAUGCAGCUAACUUAUUUAAGUUCUUAAGUUCAAAAGUUCUUGAUUGAGAGAUGGAGGAACUACUUCGCAAAAAGUAGUUGGACUCAGUGGAGGAUGUGGUGGAGAGAUCUACACUGUGUUUAGCGUUUGACUGACGAAAUGCUCAUGAAUUUUGCAACUCUGUUCGUUGUCCACCACUAACGUUUUUGUCUAGUCUCAUCUCGUCAACGUAAACGCACAUUGGUCUCGUCACAUUUUAGUCAUAUAAGACUUAUGUUUAGCUCGUCAAUGUCACGUCUUAGUCGUGGAAAACAACACUGAUUCUCAAGAACAUGGAUCACCCACUUCACAACAUCUUGAUGGACCAAAGGGCCAAUGGUGGUGGACGGCUCCUCUCUCUUCAGAUUCAGAAGAUCUUUUGUACCAACAGCCAUCAGACUUUAUAACUCUUAUGUAAAUAGUAGAUAACUUUUAGAGACAUAUUAUAUGAGACAACAGACGAUUGAAUUUCUCUUCGGGGAGUAAUAAAGUUCUUUCUCUUCUUCUUCAAUCUAAGCUUUGUUUUUCAUGUCUUUUUCAGCCUGGUGGUGGCAGUGGAGGAGGCGUUCACACAUAUCAAGCGCAUGCAGGAGGAGGAGCAAAAGAAAGCUCCAGGGGACGUGAUGGACCCAAGAGAGGCUGCUCAGGCCAUCUUCCCCUCCAUGGCGCGAGCCCUGCAGAAGUACCUGAGGACCACCAAGCAGCAGCAUUGUCACAGCAUGGAGAGCAUCCAGCAGCACCUGGCCUUCUGCAUCACCAACAACAUGACGCCCAAGGUUGGAAACCCCAGAAACAGAAAUAUUUUAUCAAGAGUUUGCACAUUUAGACUGAAGGCAAAACUGUGUGUGUUCAUUUACGGCAUAUUCUCUUCUUCAGGCGUUCCUGGAGAGCUACCUGACCCCGGGCCCCACCCUGCAGUACAGCCGAGACCACUGGCUCGCCCGUCAUUGGACGCUCAUCAGCGAGGCGUCCGUCACCAGCGGCCUGAGAGACGGCUCCAUCUUCCUGCUCAAGUGUGUGGACUUCAGCCUGGUGGUGACCUGCAAGAAGAUUCCGUACAUCCAAAUGUCUGAGGAAUACAUCGACCCGAAAUCACACAAGUUUGUUCUGCGGUUACAGUCAGAAACCUCCGUGUAGGACUUUAAACGUUGAUUUUUUUACUCCUCACACUGCUUUGUUGCUCUCAAAUGUUUUCAUUUUGGGUUUGCAGAUUUUAUUUCUACGUUUUUUUUUUUUUAUAUUAUAUAGGAAUCUAUAUACAACACACGUUUGAAUAUAAUGAUCUGUUUAUUUUUGUUUUGGAUUGAAACAAGAAAAAGACUUUGGGCAGUUUUCUAGGAUUUCUUGGAGACUGCUGCGUGCACAUACAUGUUGCCAUGUCUUCUGCAACAUUUGCAAGUACUGGGAUGUUCCCUUGGAUGCAAACAGAUUGUUCCCAAACCAAAUUUCAUGCAUUUGAUGAAAAGAAACAAAACUUUUAUCGGACUUUGCAUCAAAUGCUCUUUUAAUACCGUCUGUAAAUUUGAAGAAAAUGCCUAAAAGGAUGAUGUCUAACAGCAGAUAAAGGAUCUGAAGCAAGUUUCCUGUUACAACUAUCUCCUCAUCACCACUUCAGGUCAUCUGUGGGGCUCUUUACACUUUUUUCUUCACAGUCAAGAUAUCCACGCUCCAGCCUGCCUCAGGCCGGACACAGCAGCACAAAAGCCCCCCCUGAGAGCUAAUCCAAGCAGCCAAAGUCGGACGCCGUGACCUGUCUCGCCGGGCGAUCCCUCCUCCAGGUGCAAUGGAGCAAAAUCCCAAAUAUUUCCACCCCAGUUGGAAACAACACACACAUGCCGGAUUAAACACAGGCCUGAACCCUGGAUGAACCGGAUCAUGGGAGACGCUCAGAGGUGGACACAUGCCCUCAAACGCCCGUCCUGCUUCAUCGGUUCAGUGACCUUCUCAGGGGCUUUCUUGUCGGCAGCAUCUGCGCGGCAUGAUGGGAAGGAGGAGGCACAUCAGGAAUAAAAAGUACUACUGAUAACUUCUGAGGGUGAGGCAGGAAAUACAGGAAAUGCUGUAAAUUCUCAUAGAGGAUGAUGAUCGACAGUGAAAGUGGAAGAAGGUCAGUCACUAUCAAAGACCAGCAUACAAAAAAACAUGAAUUCUGCGACAGAGCCAUCUGUGCUGCGAGUGCUUUACAUUGAUUACCAACGUGUCCCUCCUGGAGGAUUAUAUAAGGAAUGGGUGGAUAUGCAAAUUGUAAUUGAAGUCCUGAAACAGACGUCAUGUAACUCACCAAAAUCAUUUCCUUUACAUUGAAAAAUUUGAUCUGCAGUUCUGCAACGCCAAACAGGAACUAGUACCGUAUUUUUCGCACUAUAAGGCGCACUUUGAAUCCUUUAGGCUGCAGCUACCGUAGCCUCGCAGAGUUAUUGACUGAGUUCAAUAAAGUUUGACUUAUCUGUUUUGUUUGGCUUAAUGCGCUUUAUAAUCCGGUGCGCCUUAUGUAUGAAAAUAGACACUUUCAUUGAUGGUGCGCCUUAUAGUGUGGAAAAUACGGUAGGUGUAGUUUUGACAUUAAGAUCCAUGCAAGGGGGGUCAUGCCAAACCAGGUCUGACAUUUCUUUUUCCAAGAGAAGACCACCUCAUCUUUCAAGAGCUUCAUUAUUCAGCCUCAAACUGCAGCGUCUUAAUGGAAACUACAGUAAAUCCAAUACUUUUUCUGCCUUGAAAAACCACGAGCCGUCCAUUUAACCACAUCCUGGUUCUUUGUGUUGACUCUUCUGACCGGUCAUUGUCUGUUUUUCAAACUUUUAGAGCCACGGAAAUAUUCCACCCCGUCUUUUCUCUGUGGUUUUCACCGCUCACACUUGACUCGCCAAAAAUUAACAUUGCUUCUGUUAUUGCAGCUUUUAAAAACCUGCAAAUUCAGACUUUGAAGUCUGCAGAAAUCUCUGAGAAAGCCUGUAAAACCCUGGAGGGACUGGCUAACCGAUGUCAAAACCACCACUUCACCACCACCAUCAGUCUGCCUUUUCUCUCUCUGAUGUGAUUUUACAGCCAAAGACAAGAUUGCGAGACCUUUUUGAAUUUAUUUGACAGAAAGAAGUGCGGAAAAACAGGAAUAAUAGGAUUUACGCUUCAGUAUUUAAACUAGAAUCAUCAGGCUGGGGGACUUUUUUAGAGAGUUCACAGUAUUUAAAUCCUCACAGGGUUUGCUCGCCUCUCUAGAAUACAUAACAGACGUUAAUAAAUCAGCUCAGUGUUUAUCGAAGGUGAGAGCUGCAGCAGGGUGGAACCUCCUUCCCAACUGGACCGUCUGGUUUGCCUUCACCUUGUUUUCUGUUGUCUGACAAACACGCACGCAGAGAGUCCCUGGAGAUCCGCCACUUCACCGGAGGAUUAAAGAGGAUUUCUUAACUUUGCUUUCACCAAAUAAAUCAGCCAGAGGCACUAAAGUUACACCGCGAGAUCAAUGCCUGGCUUUAUAUUUCACUUGUGUGUCCUUGUUUAAAGAAAUUAGAUAAAUUUGUCCAGUUUGGAGCAUUUCCUGAGCUGAUUUGUAACUCACCCAUGAGGAAAGUGUGUCAGACUUCAUGAAACCGUCUCUACCUGUUAGCAGAGCUGUCCCCUACUGCCCCCUGGCUGCUAAAGCUCAUAUUGUUACUAGUUUGCCUAAAGUUUUUCAUUUAAAAUGGAAAUAUACUGCUCGUUUUUGCAAAAAGAGCAUUUUUACACUGUAAAAAAAUGUAACAGUGAAAUCACUUAAAAAAAAAAAAAAAACACACUCCAGGAUCUUCUCUCUGAAACACCUGCUGGUCACUUUUCUACCUGCUGACAGAUGAACUCUGUAUGACCCCCCCGCUGUGACUGUGCCUCCUGAUUUAACACUGUAUCUAUUUAUGUAAACAAGCAUGUUUGUAUGUAAGUAUGUAUGAAUGUAUGUUCGCCAUUCCAGCUCACAUGACCAGCCUUCUCCCCUCCGCCACCAUCUGUCACGCCGUUGCCAGGUCUCAGUCCUCUCUUCAGGUUCGUUUAGGGUCGGACAGUUUCGAUGCGGGACGUGUUUCAGUUUCACAGCAUAAACAUUUGUAAAAAAAAGAAAAUAAACAUUUUUAUGAACGUUUGUA
This is a messenger RNA of Xyrichtys novacula (pearly razorfish), 53430 nucleotides long. The record is from the annotation of a GenBank genome assembly. NCBI's taxonomy places the organism in Eukaryota, Metazoa, Chordata, Actinopteri, Labriformes, Labridae.